Messenger RNA from Cinara cedri, 56870 nucleotides. The record is from the annotation of a GenBank genome assembly. NCBI's taxonomy places the organism in Eukaryota, Metazoa, Arthropoda, Insecta, Hemiptera, Aphididae.
CCGGGUGCCGUCAGCAGACGCUGUACCGAUCCCGCGGCAACAGCACCGGUCUCGUCCGUCCCGCGGUUUUUUCGUGCAAUCCACCAGUGUGUCCGCGUCGAGUAGUCGCCCGGUAGUGUCCGUGCGCGUCCAGCAACCGUUUUCCAAGUCGAAAAAUAUUAUUGUCUUUCGGCGGGAAUUAGCAGUACGUUUUAAUUACGUUUGUUUUUUUGAUUCUCGCGUGUAUCGUAGACCGGAGGAAUAGUAUUGAAUAGCGAAAAAAUCCUAAACGUUCUCUUACUUGUGAUUUUUAAAUUAUUUUUCGGGAUCGUGUCGGUGAUUUCAAAAUGAAAUCUAUUAUCGCGUCCGGGAUUUUCUCUGUGCUUUUUUGUGGCUCGGCGUUUGCGGCGUUGAGCUUAAACGGCAACGACAAGACGGUCAUCGAUACGUUAGCAUGGACCUCCGAUUUUUCCGAGGUAAGUUUGGCGGUUACAAUCGCAUUCACUCAUAAUAUUAUCUACAAUAUUUUGCACUUUGCCGAAUGCGAUAUUUUAUCGGGAAUCGAUUAAUAUUAUUAAUCGGUGAAAUUCGUGCUAUCGUGGUAUCUAUCGCGAAUCUCUACUGUUAAUACUGUCAAACAGGUUUUUUUUUUUUCAAAUCAAUAGAUACUUACGUCCUGCUUACCGGUAAAAUACCAACUAUAUAGGUAGGUAUACUCGUACCUACUUACAAAUUAAUAUUUAUAGACGCGCCGAACGAGAAAUCGAAUUUUGUCGGUACAUAUAUAUAUUUUUUUCCAAAUGGACGAAGACCGUACCUACCGGUGGUCUCCCGGUUUUGAACGGUUAACGUCAAUAAUUUCAUUACCUCCUAAUUUACGAUAGGGGACUCCCUGCUCUACGCUACCGUAUAAUACAUUAAUAUAAUCAUGCGCGUCGUCGGGUUAUUAUAUUUUUCACAUACAUGUUCUAUUUUGUUUUUAUGUUACGGUCGCUUCCGCAAUUUGCGUAAUUUUCGCAUAGAUAUUACGCAACGGUAAUACGCGCGUCAUGUGUUAUAACCGUUAUAGGAAAAGUAAAAUAAUAUAAUUUAAGCCGCGGAUAAUUUUACCGAGCGAAGAUUAGGUAGGUGGGUAUCUGCAAAAUUACGAUUUUGAAUUGCGCCUUGCGGUCAUGACGUGUGACGACGACGGCGAAUUCGCGCGGACGGCCGGAAAUCGAAGGUACGGACCGAUUUGCACCGGGCCCCCCUCCUCACAACCACCGAAAAGAUCAUCCGUGUCGUAUAGGUAGCGUUUAAUAUGAAAAGAAAAAGAAACUGGGUAAAAGUGCUGUUGACGCAGCGGCGUCGGCGGUGCAGUACUUCGCCGGCGUGGAGACGCAAUAACCGGUAUUCGCCGUCACUGUGUGAAGGUAUACAAUAAUAUACAAUGCCCCCCCAAUGGACCGUGACCACCGGGCACAUAUAAUAUACCUACCUAUAUUUAUAGAUAGGUUGUUGUGUAGCCUCGGCCAGGUGUUUUUCGGUAAACGGAAAAAAAAAAAAAAAAUCAAAUUCAAAGUCUGUGUAGUAGGUCUCGUGUAUAGGUUUCUGAUGUUAUAUUAUUAUAUUGUAUAGGCGGCAGUGAGGUAGGUACCUGGGUACCUGUGGACACAAAAGACCUUCGCCAAAUCGUCGCCGCCCCUAAUACACGAGAGAUGGCGCGGUAACCGGAUCGUAUUUUACGCUCCAAAAAAAAAAAAAAAAAAACCCACCCCAUUGUUAUAUCUAUCCAUCUACCUACGUACCUACACAUAGCGACCUACCUAUACCUAUAAAUCCGACGUUAAAUUUUCAUCUCGGUUUUUACACGCGCAGGUAUUCGUUGUUGGUACGAAACGAUAAAAUCGAAUUGUAGAACGUAACGUUGGUGCGUUCGGAAUAUUUUGUCCAUCAUGGUUCGUUUAGUUUUUUUUUUUUUUAUUUAAUUAAACUACGUUACUUGCCUACGUGCCCGUCUCCCCCCCGCCCCCUUCCUCUGACUCAAACCGCUUCUAUUCCACUCACUCGCCCCUACGAUGUGCCGCGAUAAUUGACUAAUAAACGAAUGAAUUUGGAUGCUGCCGGUGAUGGUGUUAUUCUGUUGUGUAUUUGUUUCUCGGUCGUUUCUUAUCCGUAGCACUAAAAAAAAAAAUUAAAAAAUAUGUAAUACACAAGAUGGUUUUCAUGGUCAUCACGUCAUGUCUUUUUUCACCAACGUCUUACCGUUGAGUUUUUUUUCACCGUAUUUCAUGUUUAUUGUAUUUAUCCAAUGAUUAUUGGUAGUUUUUACUCGUAUUAUAAGUAUUGGCGAAACGGAUGCGCCAGAAGUAGUUUAUACAUUAUCUACAUGCAUUUAUUAUAAGGUAAUUUAUUUGUAUCCGUUUCCCCUCGAUGAAAUACCGUCUCCUCUCAUACCUACGGUUGUUGUACUACAUAGAUGGCCAAAACCAGUAUUGUAAAACAACCAAAGAAAAAUUAGGAAGUUUUCGACGUUAUUUACAUGUUUACGAUUUAGGUAAAAUUAUAAAGAUAUUAUUAAUAGAUCGGGGAUUUUAUACUAUACCCACUAUAGAUUAAUAAUAAUUGUAAAUGCGAAAGUGUGUUGGUUUAUCAUUCUUUCCCGUCGCAAUGAAACGACCGAGUGAAGUGAUAAUUCGUAUAAUAGGACUGACGGAGGACCGGGAAGUGUGACGCAGGUUACUUUUUAUCCCGGAAAAACAUCUUAUUCCGGAAUGAAAAUUAUUUGUGUUUAAUGAAUUAAUACCGGAAAAAAAAAUAAUACUGCGUCCGACGUCGACAUAGCUCGACGGUUUGACGGGAUCGUUUGCAUUGGGAUAGCUUUUUUUUUAUCUAGGGAAAUUAUCACUCAUUCGAGAUAUUAUCAGACAAUACAUAAAAAGUUAACGUGGUUUAACUAUCAGUACCUAUUUUACAUUAAUUUUAUUAUACGAGUGGAAAUGGAAAUAUUUGUUGCUAUUCACCUGCAUUUCCGUUCGGCGUUAUAUUUUAUGUUUUAUGAUUAAUGUAAUUCAAUAUUUUGAUAGUAAUAAAUGGCCGAAUAACGAUAAUAUUAAUGACAAUUUUAUUAUUGGUCCGUUACGACAUUAUCGAGUAGGUAUCAGCUACCACUUAUUACUAUGUUACGAUGUUUUGUUUCUACCGUAAUUAUACCGUAAAAUUUGACCGGGGAUUUUUUUUUUCAUAUAAAUAUUCCAUUGCUGCUAGUUACGGGGCCCGGUAGUGUUUCGUAAACAUUUAAUAUUUGUUUUUAAAAUUUCUCGGAUACUUUAAUGACUUUUAACUGAUAAUACGGUUACUCUACUGUCCGAUACCCAGUUAGAGGGGUUGAAGGGGAGCGCUAUUUAUUUUACGGAUAUGACUUUACGGGAAUAGAGAUAACUCGUCAUUUUAAUAUUAUAAGAUACCAUUUUUUAAUUACAACUACAGCUCACAUAGAUUUUGUAUUUGAUUCGAAUCAAUAGUAAAAAAAAAAAAAAAGCUUAAAAUUGACAUAUUAUAAAGUUUGAUAUUGAAAGACAAAGUUGCUUUUUCUAAAAAAAUAAAAAUGAAAUGAAUCAGUAAAAGGCAGACCGUUCCACCACGAGCCGUGAGAGUUUUUCCCGUAAGGCGUAUUUUUGAGCCGGAAAACGCACCGGGCCUCAUUAUAAAUUUUUUUUUUUAUUAUCUUUAUGACGUGUAAAAUAUUACUGUCCCUAACGAAAUCACUGUAAAUUGGCCAAAUAUACCAGCCGGCCGACUGCUGCGCCAGCUAUACUGCGUCCGAAAAUAUCGGUCUAUUGUUAAAGACGCGGGCGCAGGUGUUGCCCAGGUGACCACCUGGCUGCGAUAAUAUUUUUCUAUCCGGCGAUUCAACUCUUCUUUAUAUUUUAACGUCCAUGUGCGACAUUGACCUUGGUAGAUUAAAAUAAUAAUAAUAUGCGUGUACACUGGUUUUUAUUUUUUUUUUUUUGGGGGGGCGUCCCACGUAAAUUAAUAAUAAUAUUAUCGACUAAAAAAUAAUAAUAUUAUGCCUAAUAUCGACUGUUCAAAACAAGUCGCUCGAAUGUCUUAUCUACUUAUUAUAAUUAUGAGUAUAAUAUUUCUCUUCCAGUUACAUAUAUAACGUUAUACUUAUUAUACGAUAAUAAUGAUUGCUUUAGAUACUGUGUCGAUUUAGAUAACGACAACAUUAUGCCGAAAUACCCGGAGAAAUACCUACGUAAUCAGUAAUAACCUAACGUGAGUUUAGUGUCUAAUUAUAAAAUAUAACUUGUUUCAAAAUUUCGUCAGCUGUGGCACUACAGUCGCUAUAAUUGUACAAGUGCAUGUUCUAUGGUAUACUGUAUAGGCUAUAGUGUAUAGAUCCUAGACGAAUUACACAUUUUUACUAGUUUGGUUAAUGCCUUAAGAGGGCGUGAUACUCGCGUAUGUGUUGUUUCCGUCUUAUAGAUGUGAGAUCAAGACAAUUUGCGUUUAAUAAGGAGAAUACUGUGCUGUUAGAUUUACUGUUGUAAAUUUACCUAUUAUAAAACUUAAAGAUAAAAAAACUGCGUGUGCAACGCUACCGUUUUUUAUUUUUUCAAAAUUUUAAAUUAUAAGAUAGCAGGUAUUUGUUUGUGAAAUAUUCCUAUUUAAUACCUAAUACAAAUAUCUCACGUAAAAAUUGAAAUAUCCAAAAUAAAACGUCAACGUUAAAAAGAUAACGUUCUCAUCUUUAAGUUUGAUGAUAUGUCAAUUCACUCUAUUAUUAAAACUCAUAGCACAAAGUAGUCGUGGCUGACCGCAAAUUUACAUAAGACGGACAUAGUACAUGCGGGUAUCACGUAUAUUUCAUAAGUCACUAUAGCAGCGAUAUUUUUUUUGCUAAAAUAUGAAUUUCAUUUAGAAUAAUAUGAAGAUAAUGUAUCACACACUUUCAAUAUUUACGGGGUUACAUAUAGGCAAUUUUUACAACAUGUUUGUAACAUGCAAAUGAAAAUUGUUCUUCUUAAAAAUAUUCAAAUGCAGUUGCAAACAAAUUAAAAAGUGGCCCUGUGGAAGGGUGCCCGUGGGAGGUGAAAAUUCAGGGGGACAGCCUUAAUUUUUUAUUAAUAAUCAAACACUUAUUAAUGUAUUAUGUGUAUUUUCAAAAAUCGUUAAAUGUACUUAUUAUAAUAUAACAUUAAAUUGUACAGUAAUUAUAGUAACUAUAAUUGAACACAAAUUGUAAUUUUGUUCUUAAAUUCAUCAACAACUUUUUCGUUUAAAUUAGGUUUUUCGAUUUUUUAUCCAUGUGAACUUAACAUAUACAUAAUCCGGAUAAACGAUUUUCAUACAUUAGAUAACCGUAGGUCAGCUGUCCACAAAAAAUAUUCGCAAAUGAUCGGUUGUAGUGAUUGGUACCAACUACAAAUUAUAGGGCAUAAAUCAUAGUAUACUAUGAUAAUAAAUUAGCGAAAUUCUGUUAUUACGAAGUAUACUUACUGUCUAGGUACCAAUCUCAGUACUUUAUCUAUAUCAUACUUUAUCGUAGUGUGCUUAAUUUUUCGACAACAUUGUAUCCGACCCAAUAUCUUUAUUUAUUAUUAUUAUUAAAGAUGUUUGUAUGUUUUUAGGAGUUAAUCUUUGGAACUCGUGAUUUGAUUCUGAAGGUUCUUUCACUGAUAGAAAUCUACACUACCCCAAGUGACAGGCGAUUUAAUUUUUUUCUGUUCAAUAUUUUUCGUGUUUAAAGCCGUGUGGGACAGUUAAUUUUUUAAUAAUUAAAUGAAAAAACCGAUAGUUUACAAGUAAAAUUAAUAUGAUAAUGCUAUGAAAAAUAUUAUUCUUUAUGUAUUGUUAAAUUUUAGCAAUUUUAUACUACUUGUACAGCUAUACAUUUGGUGUGAGAAAAGUUGUCCCGCGUAAAACGGUUUUUACAGUUAAACGGGUGGUAGGUUUAUGACGUAUUCAUCUUAAUAGAGAAAUUCUACAAAAAUUAAUCUGGAAAGUUCGUAUUUUCGAGUAAUUUUAGUUGGUUGUUAAUAUUUUUUUAGUAUCAUUGUUGUAUUUUUUUUAUUGCAAGGCGGCAAUCGUGAUUCUGCAGAUUAUAAUAAUAUUCCGAGUUCAAAGUUACUUUAUUUUUCCGUCGUCUUUCUGUUCUUUCAUCGUGUUUUAUAUACUAAUAUAAUAAUAAUAAUAGCAUUAUCAUCAUCGCGGUGUAGUCCUGUGACACCUGAAUGGAACUUGUUGGGACAGCUCGAGGCGUUAUAGAUUAUAAUAUAAAUAUAGUGUAUACUGGUCUAAUUAUUGCUGUCAUCGUUCGUAUAAUAUUAUCUUUUCUGAACGUGCAUAUUAUGGUGUGUCGCCAUUGGGCAAACGAUAUAUUCAAAAUUUCUUAGGUAUAGAUUAUAAUAGUUUUAUAUAGGUAUACACAGAAGAAAUCGUGAACUUGCCCAUGCCUAACAUAGUCUGGAUAGUUGUUUAAAUUUUAGAAGUUUUAGAAUUUUUAUUUAAUCACAAUCUACAUAAUAAAUGAGUACACACAGUUUUUCGACUAUCAACUAUAUUUUAUUCUCUAUAAUACAGGUACCGAAUUGAAAAUAUGAUAAAUGGAAACAAACAAACUAUACUUCUGCGGGGAAAUGUGGAUAGGUAUUCAAUGGUGCAUAGUAGUUUUGUGGUUACUCGAGUGCAUUGGCCGGAAAACGAACGGACGAUUCCGAAUAUAAUAAUAAUAAUAAUUAUAUUGUUUUCUAGUGAUAUUAUUUUGGACAGUAGUUUAGGUAUACAAGACAUUAAACAUUAAAUUACGGUAUAGAGAGUUUAAGCAAAACGAAUUGGGUUUGUAAAUCCAUGUCCAAUAACCUCAUUUGUAUAAAAUUCUACCUAUAUACUUUAUAUUAUAUAAAAUAAUAUUUGUACCGGGUUUUAACAAUAACACUAAGAUAUCACUAUUUUCACUUAUUAUGAAUUUUUAGAAAAAUAGAAUAGUGUCAAACAAAACGCGGGGUAAUUGAUAUUGCCCAUUGGUGGUGGUUCAAUCGUGUAAGAAAAUCGAUUAUUGUUACAGACAAGAUUCGUAACUUGUAUGUCUAAAAAAGUUUGUUAUAAACGCUUAAAUAUGCAUGAAAAAUAUCAAAAUAUACCUACAAUUUUGUAAUGAAUAUGAAAAAAAUAAAAAUUAGUUAUUAAUUUAGAUAGUUUUUAGUUAUUUUUGAGAAGACAAUAGUAGCUAUAAAAUAACGAUAAAAUCACACAAUUGGCAAAAUAUAGUCAAAACUUCAAAGUAUGUAAGUAAAUGUCGAAUUUUAGAUUCCGAGCGAAGCGAAGAGUGUAUUGUUUUUACAAUUAUUUUUUUUUAUACUAUGUACAAUACUCCACCAGAAAUUUUGCUCUUUCAUGUGUAGCGCCUUUUUUGAAAGGAAAUUUUCCUUAAAAAAGUUCCUUAAAAAUUGUAUUUUUUGAUUUUCCAAAUAAUCUGGAAAAGCGGUAAAAUUUACGAAAACGAUGCUUUUAUUAUUUUCAAUUUUGUUUUUUAUUGUAAUUCAUUUAAACACGUUAAUAAGGACUUGAAAUUUAUACAGAAACCUUAUAUUUGCCCUUUUAAAGACAUAGUUAAAUUGUAAAAUCAUUUGAGCCAUUUAUAGACCUUUUAAUUUUGCGAGAUUUUAUGUUAUAGAUACUCUGUGGAUGAAAUUGUUAGACCAAAUAGAAAUGCUUGAAAAUUUAAUAAGAGGUUCAUUAUAAGUUGUACUUAGUGGUCAACAAGAAAAUGUUGAGUAUUUGUUUUUAAUAAAAGUUUUAAAAUCAAAUUUUGACGAAAAUCGUAAGUAUUACGGCCUUUUAGUGCAUUUAUAAUCGAACUCCGCUCAGAAUCGUUUUUCGUUAGCGAUUCGUCCGUCUUUUUUUGGAUUAUCUGAAACAAAUUUUGAAUAUACUUACUUAGAAGUGGUGGUUAGUAGGACAGUCUAUAAAGCCUAUCAGAACAAAUUUACAAAUGAUACAAGUUAUACAAAUUGUGUGGUAUAAAUUUAGUAAGUUGAUUGCUAUCAAAAAUUCAAAAACAAAUUAAAUCCGUCAAGGAUUUUUCGGUUUUAAAUAUUUAUAUUAUCAAUUAUUAGUGGGUAACUACUUAUAUUAUAAAAUAAAUUUAUUUGAUCGUGUUUGAAGUAACCGUGUUGAAAAUGUAAAAUGGAUGUAUCGUAAUAAUAAACGGUCUGUUAUAUAAAACUAUCAUUGCGAGAAUAACGCAAAGGUAAUUAAAUAUCCCGACGUGUCCAAAAAAAAAAAUCACGUCUAGCCAAGUGCAUAUCCGGUGGAACGUCAGUAACUAUAGUGUAAUCUGGUGUAAUCAGCUAUAAUCAGCGUGUGUGUCGUCACAUUCCAUGUAUAUCAACCUUUAUUAUUAUUAUUACGUAGUAAUAAGUAUUUAACGAGAACAACAGCUUUAACAGACAUUUGCUGCACAAUAAUUAUAAUGCAAGUUUAGAAAACUGGGCAGGCUAUAAUGUAAUAUAAUAUAAUAUUAUAUGUUGUCAUCAAUAAAUUAAUAAUAUUUCAUCACUCCAGUGUGUAAUUAAGAUUUGGCCGGAUUUGGUGGGUUUAAUUUAUAUAUUUUUGUAAUGUAAUUUAUAAUUCGAUCUGGUAUAGAUUAUCAUUGAAAUCUAAUAAUAAUAAUAAUAAUAAUAAAUUAAUGUUAAAUUUACAUCGUUUCUUUCUUACACUGAUUAUUAUUAUCGCGUUCAAGAGCGUUGAACAUUUUAAUAAUCGAACAAAUAGUAAUCUAAAAAUACAUUUUUAAUAUUUAUAAAAUUACUGGCGCAUUUUUAUCAUUUUAGUAUUUUACCAAUUUAAACAUAUUACGUAGGUAUGACUAAUUCAAGUGUAUUAUAAUCAUAAUAUCCGAUUGUAGGAAAAUUAUCGAAACAUGACUAAUCUGAAAUAAUAAUCGUGAUAUUUUUCAAAAGUCAAAACAGUACUUAAUAAUAAUAAUCAUUACACAUUUUUUUUGGAUCACAUUAUUAGUAAUAAUUUAUUACUAAUCUAGCAACCACUGAAAUAUACCUAACCUAUUCUAUAACCACCUGUUAGUUUCUUUUAAACCUAUAUAUUCGAUUACAUUUUUUUUUUUAAAUUUUAAAACUAUUUUAAAGGAGUAGAUAAUAGGUGUCUUAUAUUAAUAUAUGACGUAGAAUUUCAUAUUUGAUAUUCUGUAAUGAUUUUAAAACUCAAGUAGGUAUAUACAAUUAACCAGCAAACUAUAGCACGUUUUUUUAGUGAAUGUCCUAUGCGUGUCCAUUCCCCUUCAUUGAAAAAAGCUUCAGGAGCAGAUAAGCCAAACCUUAUCCUAGUAUUUUCCUAGUUACCCCUCCUCCUGCUCGUAAGUAUUUCCAAUGUUAAUAAAAUAAAGUUUACUAAUUCAACGUAAUUCUACUUCAUUUACCAUUUAUUUUCAAUUGGUCACACAAUAAGCAAAAAAUUUUACUGCAGGGUGUCCAAUAGAAUAUCAUUUGGACACAGUAAUCUUCCUUCAAAAAUACCCUAGUAGACUAUAUACUAAUUGCGUGACGUUAAACGUAAAGUAUAUUUAAUUAUACGAAAUAAAAAAAUAAUCAUCAUUAAUCAAAUCAAAAACAAAAUUAUACGAAUACCUGCCUUUCUAUUUAAGUGUGUUCAAUUUCACAAAGUGCAUCAGAUACUUGGCCACAAACACGAUAAAAAAAGACCAUACAUACACGAUAUCAAAUUGUUAGUACUUCUCCAUUUUACGCCGCACGAUAUAAAUAUAUAAUAAUAUCUUAUCCGUGGAUUUUACAAAAUGAAGUAAAAAAAAAAAAAAAACCGUUUCCAAUUCACGAAAUGUACAAUUUCACCGAGUGGAUGCGAUAUAUUAUAAUACGGUCAGAUCUUUUAUAUCAGGUAUGUGCUCACCAGUGACGUACUAUCGUUCCCUACUUGAAAUGUAUCACAGACAUAAAUGGAAUUCUCUGAUUAAUUCAGAUAAUAUAUAGCGAUUUAAGUUAUUCAUUUUGAGUAAAUAUAUUAUCAUAAGACCUUAGGUAAUAUUUACGAUUUUCGUCAAAAUUUAAUGUUAAAAUUCUUAGAAAAAAAAAAAAUACUACAUUAAACUCAACUUUUUCUUGUUGGCAAUUAAGUACAACUUAUAUAAUGAAACUCUCUUUUCAAGCAUUUCUGUUUUGGUCUAAUAAUUUUGCCCAAAGAAUACCUACCGAAUAAAAAUUACGUAAAAACUCCCAAAAUUAUAAUAUUUAUAAAUAGCUCAUGAAUGGCUCAAAUGUUUUGAACAUUUUAAUUUUCCUAGAAAAAAUAAAUAAAAGUUCUUUGUCUACAUUUCAAGUCUCUAAGAAUAUUUUAACUAAAUUGCAACAAAACAACAAAAUUGAAAAUAAUAAAAGCAUUAUUUUUGUACAUUUUCCCGUUCUUUCUGCGGUUUUUUUUUUUGUUUUGCUCAAUUAUUAAAAAAAACUACACGGAAAAUCAAAAAUCUACUUUCUGACUAGCCAACCAAAUUAAGAAUAUAACAAAUAUGGUUUCUUAUCAUUUUGAUCGGAGCAUUAUUUCUGGUAGAAAAUGUCAUGUAUACAAACUUAAAAUAAUGAAAUCGGUAACACUGUGGCGUGCUGUAAGUCUAUGCCGUUUUACCAAUUAUUCUCUAUUGGGUUUUUCACAAUUACUUUGAAAACGCCUGAGAAAAUAAAAGAUUUACGUCUUUAAUGCACUAACUAGACAACAUUACUUUUCAGAAAAGGUGCAACACUUUAUACUUCGGAGCAAGAUUUUUGGAAUAAAAGUUAACCACAGCUUAUUGACAUCAAAUAAUAAUACAAAAACACACAUCAUAGUAAAACCAAUAUAUUCCUGGCUAUGUCAAAUGUCAAUAUAUCGGUUUUUAAUGAUUAUAUGAAUAGUUUCUACCUAUGUUUAUUACAAAUUAAAGUAUUUAUUUACACAUUAAAAUAUUAAGUGAUACAAAAAUAUUCAGGAAUACUUUAUGGGAAUACCAUAUACUUCAUAAAAUUAAUAUUUAAAAAAAUUGGUAAUUGGUGGUAAGGUUAAGGUUAUGGUAUUAAGUUUAAUACCAUGUAGAGGUAGGUGGGUAUUAAUUAAUGCUUAUUACUACUCAUACAAAAAAUUAGUUCGGCGCCACUGCGGCCGUUUUAUCUAUGUAUCCGGGGUGGUAUUUCAUCGGUUAGAUUUCAGGUUUUUGGACCGACCCGGUCAACAGCGGUAAACCAUUAAAGAGCCGCAGAGUACCAUCAUGUUUGUUAGCGAUUAUCAUGGAAAUAUUAUGUUAGUGAUACUAUAAAUUCGGGACGAACCGAUCUGUGGAUUCCAUUUGAGUGUGCUGUGGCUCGUUUCGAGUUUUCGGAACGCUGUUCCCGGCGCGCAUCGGCGGCCGACAAAUAUAAUAAUAUUUUGUGCAUUUAUAUUCGCGUUGCUCGGGAGGUGCCGGUCUUGGCCACCCGAGCGUUAGUGGUGCGUGCGCGUAUUAUGUGACGGCGUACAUUGUAUUGUAAAAAUAUUGAUCAGUGGCGCGCGCGCGCUCGUUCCCCGAAAACAAGGCGGCGGCGAGCUCUCCGUAGAGCAACGGGCCGGCGGUGGCUGUUGGGUUCAAGAACCCCCCCGGGAAGGGCUCGACGACACGCUGGGAGGGUGGAAACCCGGCGCCACGGCCGACUUUAAUGUAUACGCGUGGCGGCGACGGCGCGGCCGCGGCGGCGCAUACACGUAUACUAAUAUAUCGUCGGAAACCCUUCGCCGCCACGGCCGUCGGACAACGGCAAAAAUGUAAACCGUGUGUGUAUAAUAUGCGUGGUGUGUGUACCGCACGCAAAAUGCACGCGUACGACAACGACAGUCACCGCUGACCAGCGUUACGGUUAUAAUUAUACGGCUAUACGUGCGUGUUAUUAUAACUUCCGCCCCCCCCCUCGAUAUUUCCCCUCCAAUCGUUCUCGGUUCGACCGGCCUGCGGAUACCGUUCACGCACAAAUGCGUUUAUGUUGUAUAAAUGCCGUUAAUCCGGUGAAAUAUUAAUUUUUUUUUACCUCUACCGGUUUUGAGGUUUUUUUUUCCUAUGCGAAUAAAUAAUAUAAUAUUUAAUACUAUUUAAUAUCGUCGUCAAUCGAUUUUCGAAUAAUUUUGUACAGGAUAUUAAGUAUACUCCAAUUAUCAAGUAUAGCACCUUUUCUAGAAGGAAAUGUUCUCUGGGUGGUAAAGAGGUCAUUUUUGGAAAUUAAUAUUCGAGACAAUGAGGAAAAUCUGGUUCUCUUUAGAUUAAAAAAGAUUGAAAGAUUAAAAAUAAGAUUUUCGUUGGCAACCGUUUUUAUUUAUUUUUUGUUAUUAUUUUAAUCAUUUUUGAAAAAUCAAUGUUGUCAUGGAAACGCUCAUUGUUGUAAUAAUUUUAUCGUAAUAUGACAUAAUAUAUAUUGUUGACAAAGCAACACUAUCAAUUGAACUCCGCUCAGAAUGGUUUUUUCACUAGCAAUGGUUUAUCGUUGUUUACAGAUAUACAUUAAAUUAUCUUCUGUAUCCUACCUUUCCAACUUUUCACCUACAACAGUGACUGCACCCGCAUGCGAAGUAUGCCAGUUCUUUUUUGAAUAAUACAUUUUAAUUAGUAUAAUAAUUAGAGAUUUGUAUUGACUGAAUGAGUAAAAAAUAGUACCUGUGUAGCAGAGUUCUUAUAGGUACUACAGUCAAAUUUUCUUGCAUCCAUUUUGUAUUCGAGAAAUAUUCCUGGUAAAAUUUAAAUUAAUAGUAAUAUUAAUAGUAUUAAUUAUACUAUAAUAUUGCAUUCUAUAAAAAAAAAAAUAUGAAAUUUGAGUAUAGAAAUGGUAGGUGUUGCGGUUGAAAGUUGAGAAGCCCAAAAGGCAAUUUUUUUUACAAAUUGCACAAUUUGAUACAUCCAUUUUCACUUAGGGGUUUGUGGGAUAGUUAAAAGUUUAACCCUCUCCUCUUUCUUGAUUUUUCAAAACAAAAUAUUAUGCUAAAAUUAGUAUUGGAAUCAAGUAUAACUUUUAAUCACUUGAAUUCAUCAUAAAAUGAACGAUUAUAGCCCGAAGAAUUGUAAAAUGUAAUUUUUUAAAUGAAUAUAAUCAAUUAUGAUAAUCGCAUGUUAAUAACUAAUAAAUUUGUCUUCGUAUUAAUAUUUAUUUUAUUUGACUGUCUAGUAUAUAUCACUUAAGACGAUUUUUGUGGUUUGUUUUUGUUUUUUUUAAUAAAUAAUAGUUGGAAAACAAAAUUAAUGUAUAUAAACACACAUUAGAGAGGUACCACGUGCGCAUGUACAAACCUUUUGUGGUGUAAAAUCAGAAAGUAUAAAAUAUUAUACUACCUAUCAGUAUACGGCAUGUUCUUUUUCAUAUGCAUAAUUAAGUUCAUUAUAUUAUUCUUCUUAUAUCUUAUAAUAAAAUUUAAAAACCGUAUUUAGAAAUCCGAAUAAAAGAAGAUAUUUGUAUAUUAUAUAUAUAUAUAUACAAAAAAAAAACAAACAUUAUUUUUCUUUUGAUAGUAACUGCAGUCUUGAAUAUGCGUAUAAUAUAAUCUGACGUUUAAUUAUUAUAUGUUUUUUUUUUUUUUGUAUACGUACUUCUACAGUGUAAUCUUUUAGGCGAUUUUACUUUGAACCGUAUAAAAUCUGAGUUUAAAAUAUAUAUAAAACAAAACAAAAUAAAAAAUAGAAUAAACCUGCAACAUAAAAAUAACGUAUUAUAUUUUAUUUGUAUUGUCCUUGGACAUAAACGGAAUCUAAAACUAAUUUCAUUCGUUUUAUUACACCUUAUAUGUUUCUAUUAUAAUUUUAUUUAAAAAAAAAAAUAAUAUAUAUUGUAUCAAAUCAUUAUUUUAAUAAAGAAAACUCACAAAUACCGAGUAUAUACAAUGCAUUUUACACAUACACACAUACAAAAAAAUCACAAAUAAAGUACUGCAAUUAUUAUUUUGUAACAUUAUUGUAAUUCAUCACCAUUAAACAUUUUACCUUGAGUGAUUUUUUUUUAUAUAGCAAAAUAAUUAAUCCUGUUGUAGUAUAUUCGUAUUAAUAAAAUAAUCAUAGGUAAUCGAUAUAUAAAAUAAGAUAUUUAGUCGCAAUAUAAUAUACAAUAUUUAUUAAUAAUUUAUCAUACACUUUAUAAUAAAAACAUAUACUGUUUAAAACUUUCAAAAUAUAAAUUAUUUUUAUUUUAAUGAAAUAUAACAGUUAUUAAAAAGCAUCGCAGUUUGUAAAAGUUUAAAAGUUUUUUUCAUCGCUUGGUUGUUAUAUUAUAUAUUUAAAACAAUUAAAACUAAAUCAUUAGAACAUUUUAUAAUUUUAUAUUACUGUUUUGUUUGCAUUUGUAAUUAUUUAUUUUUUUAUUUAAUUGCUAAACAAUACAAUCAAACUUUUAAUAAAAUUAAAGAAACAUUGGUUUAGUAGGUACAUAGGAAGCUGGGAUAGGUUAGGUAUAUUGUAUGUAUGGUACAUUAAAAAAAAAGUCCAUAAAGCAAUGUAAAUCAUUGCCUAUAUCAUACUAAAAAUGAUUUUGGGGAAAACUCAAUUUCGAAACUUUAUAUAAUGUUUCUAUUUGUGACUUAAAAAUUACGUUAAGAAUAUUAAAUCGAAACGAAACGUCGUGCUAUUUACAUUAUUAACCGCUUGAGAAUAAAACACAUAUUUGUAAUACGAAAAAUAUGUAUAUAAAAAAAAGAAAAAACUGAAACGUUACAUUGAAAAAUAAUAUGAAAUUUUACAUAUUUAUAUACUUUCAUUAUUAUAUAUUACUUAAUAUGCAAUAUAAAUACAUUACUCUUUCGCACGUCAAUUUGAUUGUUAUGGUUUAAUUAUGUAUGCAAACAAAUUGCAUUUUAAUUAAUAAACGUAUGUUAAAUUAAUAUUAAUAUGGCUGAUGUAUAUAAAAUUACAGUUUUGGAAUUUAAGUUUGAUUAAAUUGUUAUUAUUUGUCAUAAACGAUAGGUAAUUAAAUUAGUACACAAUAUAAUGACAUUGUAAAUAAUUAACUUUAUCCAUACUAUAUUAUUGUUUCCCAAAGUUCUGUAAAAGUUCGUAUGAUAAAAUAAAUCAAUAGCGUAUAGUUAAAUUAUAAAUUCCUAUAAUUAUAUAAUACUUUACUUUCUUGUUUAAUGGGCAUAGUAAGUUUAACUUGUGAAUAUAUUGGGAAUCAAAAGGUGUUGUUAUAACGCUACUGUAAAUAUUUAUAUUUACAUUAAUUUUAAUAGUUUAUAUAAUCCAGUGUGUAUUGAAAUAAGCAAAUGAAUACACACUGUGUAUACAUUUUUUAGAUACUGAGUGAAGCGACGAACGUAUUGGUUGUUUUAUUAUGAUGAUGUGUUUUGUUGUAUUUGAAAACAACUUUUUUACCACAAAUAUUCUAAUCAAAAACUUUAAAGUGAACUUUAUUGUAGAAUUUAUGACAUAAUCGGUUAGCAUCAGUGCAUUAUGAAGGGAUUUUUAAACAUUUUUAUUUUUUUUUAUAAUUUACUUAAUAAAUUGGAAAAAUUGGUAAUUCUUGUUAAUUUCUGGCUACAAGGGAAUAAAUUUGAUUAAUUAACACGCAGCUUAGAGUCGUUUUUCGUUACUAUGGUUUUUCGUCACUUACAGAUUUAAUUACUAUAUAUAGUUUCCCUCCUAAAACAGUAGCAUACCCAUAGUCUUAGACAGUUUUAGACAGUCGGGCUUUUUUUUUGUAAACUACUUAAUUCUGUCGAUUUUUUAUGCGUCUAAAAAUUUUUCGGUACAUUUUGGCAUAAUUUUUAACUGUUCAUUAUUAUUUAUACAUGUAUUCAAAUAUUAUUAUUGAUAAUAUUAUUAUUAAUAAUAUUAUAUUAUUGAAUUUCUACCAGAUACCUAAUACUAUUAAUACUCGUAUAAUCACGAAAAUUAACGUCGAUACAUUUUAAAAAUUGUCCAUAGUCUCCGAGAGAAACUUUUUUUUAGUGGGGCCAAAUUAUCGCACUGCUGUCCUACUGCUAUAUAUUAUUAUGUAUCGCAUUUCUCACGCCAAUAUUAAAGAAAAUGCGUAAUACACUUUCCUUUUACGACGAUAAAUUAUUAUAAUAAAUGACUUAAAACAAUAAUAAAAAAAAAAAAUCUUUUUAAAUAUUAUCAUUAUUUUAAUAUAGCCGAGGUAUCUAUAUUAUAUUUCGGAAAUCACUGUGUCACGGUCAUUGAUACCCAUCGUCCGCGGUUUCCCACGAAUAUUUUUGCGGAACAGAACUGAACGCGUGGUGGUGGCGGUUACGCAGUACACACCGGUAUUAUAGUGUAAUUCCGUAUAGGUGGGCUAGGUAUCUAUCUACGUUUAAAAAGAAAAAAACACAUCAUAUGAUAACAACAACGUGAAUCGUCUUUUUUUGUUGCGCUUCUUCAUUUAUAAGUAGGUACCUACGAUGGCGGUUAGGUUUAGAAGCGUACUUCUCCUCGCUCGCCUCAUCGGUACGUGCAUAACAAUUUACUUUAUUUUUAUUUUUUGGUUUUAUUUUUUCAAUAGAUACCAAAGGAAAAUAUAAUAUGAGAGCACGAGUAGUUACAUCGCGUAUACUAUUGUGUCGUGUUUUCGGAUAUUUUAUAGACCAGAGUAUUUUUCGCGUUUUCUUUGUGCGGAUUUACUUUUUAUAUGUGCCUACCUAUUAAGUCGCCGUGUAAUUUUUCUUCAUUUUUUUGAAUUUUCAAAAAAACGUAUAUUAAGGCAUACGUGAUAGUUUUUAACAGUUUAGGGAGAGAGAGUAAAAAAUAUAGGUUAUAUUAUAACUAUUAUAGUGUCGCCACGGACGUGACGGCCGAAAUAUCAAAAUAUAUAAAACGUAUAGAUAAAAGGGUUAAACGAUUUUACAUAGGUUCGAUAUUAUAAUUAAGUAUUAUUAUUAUUAUUAUAUCGUUCUUGAUGUAGACCGAAUUUAAUAAUUAUCUACACAACAGUGGCACUAUCUUCUUUGCAGAUUCUAUAUUGUUGUAACGGUGGUAACAUACAACGGCGGCAACGGACGCGUACAAACAAUUAAAUUACUGAACAUCUGAGUUUUGAUAAUAGUCGAAAUGAAUAACUAUGUGAAUUAGUUUUAAUAUUAAAUAUAUUCAAUGGAACUUGUUAGUUUUGACAUAAACCGCUAUUUUCCGGUUAAAUUUAGACCCGUUUUAGUACGUUUUGAAACAAAUUGAUUCCAGAUUACGAUUCGCGUUCAAUAAUCCUAUAAAACAGUGUUGCUAAUAUAUGUCCAUAUUUUUUGGAACACGUGAAUUUUGAUUCUAGUUCACUUGUUUGUCGGUAUUUGGUGAGAAAAUAUUUUUUUAUUCUACAGUUCACUUAUUAUCUUUUUUAUACAGUCUAGUUACUAUAACUAUCUACUGCAGUAUACUAUAGAGCCACAGUCUUCAAAAUUAACUGUACGUAUAAAAAAAAAUAAUCGACAUUAAUCUCCAUCCUUAUACCUAGUUGUAGUUUUGUUGCCUUGUUGUGUUGAUAGUUGUUUACCGGAAUAUAAUGCGGUGUUUGUAUCAUCGUAUAAUAUUCGAAUAUAAUAAUAUUGUUUAAAUUUUUUUUUAGAAUGUUUAGAUUGAAUUAAAUUGACGACAAUAUUUUCUUUACGGUUCCUGUUUCGGAACGUUAAAAACGUCCCUUCCCCCACCCCCGAUUUUAUAUAGUCGUUAUGCUCGUCUGAGAGAGACGGCCGGAUUAAGAAUCUUGUACUAUUAUUCUAUUCGUCUAUACAAUCAUUCUAAAAAAAAAAUAAUAAUAAUACAGCGUUUAAUUUAAUGAUUUAUUAUAUACAUUCAUUUCUGUGCAAAGGAUACGGGUCCUUUUUUUGUGGCCCCUUUAUAUAUAUAUAUGUAUAAUAUUAUAUAGGUAUUAACAAACUAACAAAAAGAUUAUAAUAUAUGAGUUGGUGGGAUCCCACGGUGUGUACAAGUAUGUAUCUAUUAUAAAAUAUGUAAUAAUUAUUUUAUGACCAACCGUGUCUUUUGGACCUUUUAUAAAAAGUGAUGUGCAUAUAUAUGUUCUUAUACUAUAUGAGUCAUACCCUAUUUUUCACAUUAUUUUAUUGAUUGGCUCUACUUUCAUAAAUAACGCGUGUUAUACGAUUUAAAUUCAUGUACGACCGCGUAUUUUUAUACAACAUAAAUAGGCUGUUACUAUACUGAUGGAUGUGCCACUGUUUUAUGAGAGGAGUUAGAAGACAUAAUAUACUGGGUGAUUUUUUUAUCGUUGAACAUUCAUUUUUUAAUAAAAUAUUGACUUUAAAAUUUUUGAUUCUGAGUGGAGUGAGGAAUGUAUUUAUUUUACUAUGAUGUUUAUUUUUUUUUCUGUGGACCAAUUUUUCAACUUCAAUUUACAAUGAUAGCACUUUUUCUAAAAGAAAAUCUGACUGGGAAGAUACUUUAAGGAGGUCAUUUUUGAUUUCUCCAGGAGUAGUAAUUUAAUUUAUGUCUGUGUGCAAUUGUAUACUAUUGUUAACGAAAAACGAUUUUGAGCAGAGUAUUAUUAAUCGUAUUUCUGGUUAACCCUUGUUGCUAAGGGAAAACAUUAACAGUUUUUCCAAUUUCCUAAGAUAACUACAAAGACAAUCAAAAGUGAAUGACCUCCAAAGCACCAACAAGAUCGAAAAUACUAUAAGAAAUUUCCUAUAAAGUUUGUGAUUGAAACAAGAUUUCUAGUAGUAGAGUAAUUAACAGACACACAUACGUACACACAAAAAAAAAAAAACAAAAACCUCAUCGCGUUAAACCAAUUCAUUUCUUGCUUCGCUUAAAAUCUAAUAUACUCUGUGAAAAAAAAAAUAUAUAUAUUAAUAAUAACACGAUUUGUAUACAUAAUAUUUAUACAACAGUGAGUAAAAUCCUUGUUAUACUCGGAAUAUAAUAUGAGAAUAUAGAAUACAUUUUUUUUUUCACUUUUAAUUGUAUACUAACUUACCUUAUAGAUUUACACUUUUUGAAAUAUUAUUAUUUGAAUACACGAUGAUGGUAUAUCUAUUGUUAUUAUAAUGUUGUAUGAAGGUUAUUUAUAUACGCGUCUACUAGUAUAAUACGUGUACUUAAAAUGUUUAUUUAUUUGGCUUAUCGAUGUAUAAUAUAAUAUAAAGAUCAUAUGGUAUUAUAAUAUAAUAAUGGAUUCAUAAUUCGAUACAGUUUUGUAGAUUUAUUAAAGUAUAAUGGUAGGUAAGGAAGUAUCUUAGGUUUACACACUCCGUAUAAUAAUUUUUUCUCUAAAACCUAGUAAAAUAUUCUUCAAUUUAAUUAUAUUCAAAAGAAGUGGAAUAUUAUCUCAAUUAUACUAAAAUUAUAAAUUGUAAUUAUAUUCAUUCAUUAUGUAUCGAGUUAGUAUAAAAUAAAAUAAAAUUAUUAAAAUGAUUUUAUUUUAUUAUGAUAAUUAAUUAGUUUGCUUGAUUUUAUAAUCAAGCUAUACACAAUUUUAAUAUUAUAAAAACCUGUAAAAUAAUAAUAAAAUAAUAUCGAGUGGCUGAAACACGUUAUGAUGUGAAAUAUGGAAAAAAGCAAUAUUUGAACAGCAAUCAAAUGGAAGCCGGAGAGAAGUAAGCCCAAAAAAUACUGAAAAGACGAAGUAUAGAAUGAUAAAGAGGAUAAAAGUGAUAGAAUAUGAGAUCAAGGGUCGUGAUUAUUCGGAAGACAAUAUUAUGACGAUGAAAAAUAUUAUUGAACAAUGUAUAAUUGUGUAGAUAUUUAAAAUGAAAUAAAUAUCAAAUAUCAGUUUCUUUUGAAGAAAAAGAGCAUGACUGUUCAUGGAGGAAACGGUAAAAAGCCUAAGGAUGACAAAAUGCUAAUGGCGUCGGUGGAUCGAGUGAACAAAUCCUAAAAGAGGACGUGAGGCGUGGAGCUGUUUGAUUAUGAUUUCACCGUAUUUGCGUAGCUAAGGGAACUGUGAUUUUGCGAUCGCCUCACGUUGCGUUGGCGUAUUACUCACGAGGUUUAAAGUUCACUACUAUUCACAACUACUAUAGAGUAUAAUUUAAGCAGUAACAAAUCGACUGUAGGUAUAUGAUAUCGUAAUUAGGUGAACGAUCACGUUUUAUUUUUUACAUCACGUAAUUUUAUCUAUAUAUAAAUAAAGGGAGGAACGUCACGCAGCGAUACGGUCUAACAGAGUGUAAAUGUUUGAUGAGUAAUUAAAAGGAUAUGGUGGGUAUGUAGAGGGGAGGUAACUGUGAACCUGUGAUUCGAACGAUUCAGAUGAUUAAUUUAUUGUGAGUCGAAAAUCAUCUUUUAAUUGUCGGGAUGAUCGCACAGAAGCCAAUGACAAUGAAUUUUAAUGUACGAGACCGUGGUAAAAAUGAGUUCAACGAGCCUGCACUGUCUACCUGCCUGUCUACCGUUCCAUUCGACGUACUUCAAGGUGUAUUUCUUGCCUCUUAAAUAAUAAUAAUAAUAAUAAUAAUAAAAAAAAAAAACAACCAAAACAAAAAAAAUCUUCACGAUUCAAAGUAUUUUUGUUUUUAGGUACCUUAUUAGUAUUAUUAUAGCUACACUAUGUCUGUAGCAGCAUUAUUGCCGAUUCCGAUUUCUUCGUAUAAAAAUUUCGGAUUUUCGAUUCGUUCUUUUCAAAAUUAUAACUAACGGGUAAUUUAGUAUAUCUAUUAAGAAGGUUUAAUAAUUUAUAAAACUGUCAUAAGACCAACUUUAUUGUAUAAUAUUGUAUGAAACAGAAUGCUGGAUAACCAACAAGUGGGUGAAGCAAGCUAUUCACGUAAGCCGUAUGAAAAUGUUACGAUGGGUUUCUGUUAUCAUAAAGAUGGAUCGGAUAAGGAACGAAUGUAUGAGAGGGAGCCUGUAGGUUAUGUACAUAAGUGAGAAAAUAACGGGAAAUAUAGUUUAAGAUGGUUUAGACACGUAUACAUUAGAGAGGAUAACAUAUAAUCAAACGAGUUUAAAAAUGGUAACUAAAGAGUAAGCGGAGCCGCGGAAGAUCGAAGAAAAUGUGGAUGGACUGUUUGCAUUAAGACGUAAAAAAAAAAAAAAAAAGUAGAUGGAUCUAUAGUAAGUGAUAGAUGGACUAGCAUGAAGAACCAAAAUCCGAAAAGCGGAUCUGGUAUAGAUGGGAAAGCGUCAACGGAGAAAAAGAAAAAAAAAACGUUUAAUGUUUUCGAAUUGAAGUACCUAUACUUCUAUAAGACCUUUAAACAGUGCGAUUUUUCUGUACUGAUAAUUGACCAUUGAUUUAAAAACAAAAUUAUAAUAAUUCGAAUUGACGCUGAAAAAUUCAAAUAAUUCGAAUAUAAAUGAUAAAUUUUAUGAUUGAAAUUAUUGUACCACGAGGAGUAGAAAGAGGUAGGUACUAUUAUAUUAUAUAAAAAUAAUAGGUUGGUCGUAUGUAAAUAAAUAUAUUAUACGUAUAAUGUAUAAGUAGUAAAGAAAAUUACAUUUAAAAUCGAUUUAAAAUUUUUUACAUUUUUACAGCUACUUGUUUUUUUUAUUACUAUCGAAACUAUAUUACUGUAGUGUUUUUUUUUAUUAUAUAAUUAUGUUUGCGGUUGUAUCCCUGCAAAAUAAUGGGUCACGUGUAUAUCACAAUAAAAAAUAAUUUUUAUUUUUUACAGUCGUUGUCUACUGCCAAUCGUUUAUAUAGAUCAAUUGACCGUUGUUAUAAUGAUUUGAAUAUAAAAAAUAUUAGGCCUGAAUUCGAAUUCGAUGUUUCAUUAUGAAUAUUUAAACGCUUAUUAACGCAUUAUUAUGACGUUGGUCGUUUUUGUUAUUAGAAAUCUCUACGAGAUUUUUUGUAAGGUCAAAUCAAUUUACAUAAUAUAACAUCGUAGAAAUAAAUAAAUAUCGAAUUUUCGUAAGUACCGAAUCGGGUAUUUUUUGUCAAACUUCAUAAAUAGGUGUAAUAUUAAUUUUUAAUUUUUAUGGAAUUAACAGUAGGUUUGUUAGUACAAAAUUGCAUAUAGUCUUUUUAUUUAAAUUUGAACAAAAAUCAAACAAGUGUCUUUUAUGUGUACAUAUACAUCUGUAGAAACUAAUGAUGGGGAAUAAUUUAUACUACCAAUUGUUUUCAAUAGUUUAAAUGAACUAUCAAUUGUUUUUCUGCGUGAAUGAAUAAAAAAUAUUCGAAUAUUUUUCAAUCUACCGAAUAGUUCGAAUGCGAUCAACUAUCGAAUUGUUCAGUAAUAACUAUUUAGUUGUACCCAUUACUAGACCAAAAACACAUUUUCGUCAAGUAAUAAUACUUUUUAAUAAUUUUAAUAAUAUAUAUUUUUUUCUUCGGGUUAUAGUUAAAAGUGUAUUUUAUUUAAAACAAAACGGAGUUAUGGUUUUUUUUUUUUUUUGUUUAUGUCGGAGGCUUUACAACUAUAUAUAUAUUAUAUGUAUACACAUUACGUAUUGGAUAGGGGAAACUUUUUCACCAUUAAGACCGCCGAGUCAUUACUAUACAGUGUGGCGCUAUAAUACGAAUAUUAUUCUACGUGGGUGGGUGCGUAUAAAAUGUAAUCUUACUAUUCGAACCAUUAUUUUUAUUAUUCGGUCGGUUGUCUAGGUAACCAUGUUACUAUUAAACUAUAACACGAGAGUGCCUUUAGCGUAUUAUAUUAUCAUUAUUAUAGCUGUAUCAUUUUACUCUGGCGCCUUUGUGGUCCACUAGCAAGCAAAGAAAAUUACAAGAAACAAUCCCCUAUUUUAUUACCCUACUUUAAUAUAACGGUGACAUUUUUAGAACAAAAUAAAUAUAUACCAACUAAAUAAUAUUUAAUAUAGGUAGGUACCAUAAUAUAAAUGUGAAUUAAUUUUAGUUGUGUACCUACCAGAUAAAUAAAAUAUAGGUAGAUAUUUUAGCUAUUUCCCUUACUUUUAUAAUGUAAUUAGGUUUAUGAGUCAGCACCCAAGUUGUUAAACAAGUUUUAACUUCGAAUUUAAAAAUUGUGCCAUUUUAUAACGUGUAGAUUAGUGAUGUAGUAGCCCAGAGGCAACCCCUUCUCUUAUGAAUCGUAUUUAAAAAAAAUAAAUAUACAUUAAUCAUUUUAUCCUAAUCAUUUCAUGUUUGUUUUACUUUUAGUCUUUAUGGUUUAUACAUUUAGAUUCUGAGCGUAACGAGAAAUGUAUUGAUUUUACUUCGAGUAUAUUGUGUUUCAUCAUAAGGUGUUAUAACUAUAAAAGUAUUGAAAAUCCACGUGCACAAUUUUUUUUAAAUAACGAAUUAUGAAGUUCAAAUUUUGAUAAAAAUCGAAAAAAUCAAAGCAGUUUGCGUAUCAACUAUUUUACGAUUAAUUUGGAUAUAAUUUUUUUAGCUCAAUUUAAAUGAUCAACUGUAUGGGACCAUAAAACUUGUUUUGCAGGAAGAUACAAAUUAAUCUAAUUUUCAAUUGAUUAUAAAUUUAUCAAAACAUAAUUAGAUGAACUUCGCUCAAGGUUAGAUUAGGUUAGGUAAAACUCGUUUUUUUUUAGUAAAUAAUUUAAUAUUUCAUACGUACGUAUGGAUAUAGGUAAAUCAAGUUUAUUUAUGUAUCUUAUCUUCCUAACUUUUCACUUACAACAGUUUUCUAUUCAUGAAUUAUAUCCUGUACGAGUAGUGUAGCGAUGAUGUAUAAAACAUACGCAAUAUUUUGGUUUUUUUUUUCUGAUGUAGACUAAAAAAAAAGUGUAUUAUUUUUUAUAUAUUCAAUAAUUUUAAUUUAUUUAAUUUAACCAUUAAUCAAUUUAUAUGUAUUAUAAACCUCAAGUUUCAUAUUAUAUUAUAUUUAAUACAUAGUUUUGAAGAUUCUCAUUUUAAACAAGAAAAUGUAUACGUUUUAACUAUUAUUGAUAUAAUAAUAUAAAAAAGUUAAUAUGUUUUUAAUUUUUUUGUUUAAAAGGAAAUACAAGUUACAAAGUUAAUAGAAAUACAAAGUUAUUGUACUGCUCAUGGUAGGCCAUUGUUGUAAGUGCAUAGUUGAUAAGGUGACCUUGUAUUACCCAGUUGUUAUCAACUAGAUCCAAAAUUAUCAAGUUCCUAUGAAAUUUUUGAUUGGUUUUUUUUCUGGCAGACAAAAGUUGUUCAUUAACAGAAAAUAAAUUAUGUAGUAAAACUUUAAUGAAUUAAAGUCAUACAUUUCUCACUGUACAUCAAAAUCUCAUAAUCUAAAAUAGAAAAUCGUUUAGAUAGAAAAUCAAAUUUUAAAUAAAUCUCACGGAGGUAGAUAAUAUAUCUUUCUAAUCUUACAUUUAAAUUUCUUUAAAUCAUAUUUUUAAUACCAAUAAUUGCAAAUUCGAAUGGCGUGCUACGUUUAAAUAAUACAAUUAUUCUGUCAAUAAGAAAUAACAAUAACAUAAUGAUGUAUCUAUACGAAUAUCGUUAGAACAGCUGUUGUACAUGAAUAGACUGACCACCUACAAAAAAAAUCUUACAUUUAGCUGACGUCACUCAUCUUCUGAAUAGAUGCGAAUUUCAUUAAUCAUCCAUCAUGGCCAUUGUAUUGGUAUUUUAUCUCAAACCGCUUUAGAGCCGCGCAAUUACCGUCACAUCGUGAUGUUCGAUCGAUGAUUUCCGCAAAUUAUUGAGGUCAGUAAACGGUUUUUUCAUAUUAUAAUUAACGAUAAAAAUGUAUUGGUUUUCCAAUGAUUUUGUUUUUAUUUUGUGUCAAUAAACACCAUGUUUACCAGGAAUCUUGCUUUUAUCAAAAGUUGUAUAGGAACUUUUUUUGUAGUAGGUAAUGAUUAAAGAGUUAAAUUUUUGAUUUUCCUUGAAGUUUCUUCAAUACUUUGGAAAUACUGUCAAUUUUUUGUAUAAUUUUUGUUAACUUCUGGGUUACCUUGGCAACAAGGACUAAAAUACGACUAAUAUUCCUCUGCUUAGAAUCGUUUUUCAUUAUCAAUGUUUUAUCGUUACAUAUUUACACAAAUUCUAUUAUUCUAUAUGUCUUCUUACCUUCAAACAUCUCUCCUAAAACCAGUGCAAACAUAUCAAAAAUACUAUCUUUUUUAUGUUUUCAUCUAUACUAAUAUUAUAAAGAAGAAAAGUUUAUUUGUAUGUUUGUAAUUUUUAAGCUCAAAAACUGCUUGACCGAUUUUCAAACUUCUUUCACCUACAAAAAACAACAUUAUCAGCAAAUAACUACAUUGGAUGUAUUUAAUUUUUAAAAAAAUUAGAAAUUUCUACGAAAAUUGCAAUCAUUAGGUAUUUUCAGUAAGAAUAUUUAAUUGUUUAUUUAUUUAUUUUUGUUUACUUAUAGAUUACCUUGGUGACAUGAAUGACAUUUUGGUUGUCACAGACAAGAAAACUAUUAUUAUUAUUAUUAUUAUUAUUAUUAUUAUUAUCAUUAUUAUUAUUAUUACUAUUUACACUAUUAUCUAGCAAUAGCAAAGCAUUACCAUGUUAGUAUAUUAUUGCAAUAAUACUCUUAUCCCAUGUAUACACCAGUUUUAUUAUUAUAUUUGGUUGUCAUAGUAAUAACUCUCCCCUAUAAGUUUCUAACUUGGUUCGAAUAAAUCCUAUAUUAAUAUUACAAAAGGGAAAGGGGUCACAUUCGUGGAUGUGGUGUUGGCGUCUUUUUUUUUUUUUUUUUUUAAAUUUCCCCUUGUUGAUAAUUGCAACAGUCAUAGGAGACGUGCGCGUGGACGUUUAAGUGUAUAAUAUAAUUCUGAUAUAUUUUAAUUUACGCAAAUACAAUUAUGUAACAAAUAAUAAUAAUAAAAAUCGUUUAUUAAUUAAACACAUAUUACUGAUUCUAACACUUUCUGCUAAAUAAAUAGCUCGGAUUUUUUUUUUUUGUUAUCUAAUUUAUUAUUCUUGCAGUUUUUUAUUUUGUUUGUAGAACGUAUAUAAAUAAUACCUAUGUAUCUUCUGCCACAAAGAAUAUCAUUAUUAUUAUUAUUAUAACGUAUUAAAAAUUAGUUUAAUGAGUUGUAAGUAGAUUGAAUUUAUAUUGAGUGUAAACAAUAAUAUUAUAAUGAGGUAUUUUACUGUUAUAUCUAUUUAGGAUUUAAAAAUGAUCCAUAGUAUAAUAAAUUUAUUAUAUUUUUACCAAUAUUGAAACAAGCAAUUGUAAUUAAUAUAUAACACCUAUCACUAAUUAGAGCAGUUAUAGCCAUUCACGGAUAAUGUUAUGUCGAUUUUGAGUUUUAUAUUUUUGUUACCGAUAUGAUACGACUCGUUUUAAAUGGAGUUAGGCACUAAAUACAGUUGUAUACUUAAUUAAAAAAUCUAAAAAUUAUUUGUAUUUAAACGACACUACACAUGCAUUUGUUUCUCCUUGUCUUAAACGCACAGCAUAGCAUAGUUGCACUUAACAAAACCAAUUUUGUGAUUUGAAUUUUGUAUAGUUUUAAUAAAAAGACUGACAUACUACGUAUGUGGGUGAGCUACUGUUGUACGUAAGAAGUUGGGAAGGUAGAUAGAAAAUUUAAUUUAUAUCUGUACACAACGAUUAACCAUUGCUAACAAAAAACGAUUCUGAGCGGAGUUCGGUUAAUAUUGUUGCUUUGUUAACAAUAUAUAUUAUGUUUUAUUAUGAUAAAAUAAUUACAUAUGCAUUAUAUAUUUUCUUUAAUAAUAUUUGUUUUAUAUUAUACCUAUUUUCCCGGUUUUCCUAACCUUUUUCUCCAUUUAUUGGGAAAACUUUGGAAAAUCAAAAAAAAUUACCUUCUUAAGUGCCUGAUACAGUUAGAUUUUCUUUUAGGACAAGUGCUAUUUAUCGUUGUAAAUCGGAGCGAAAUUGCUGGUAGAAAAGUUGCCCUCAGUAAAAAAAAUAAACAUCACUGUAAAACCAAUUGCUCUAUUCAAAAUCUAAAUUGUUGACUUAUUAUUUCACUUAAUGACAAGAAGACUUAUUUGUGUUUUGUACAUUAGUUUUUUUUCCCCAAUAUUAACAUUUAUAAUCGAGUAAUUUUGAUAGUGUACUCAUCACAUCUCGUUUAAAAAUUUAAAUAACGAAAAAACUAAUGUAUAAACAUAGAUAUUGUUCUUACCUUUUGUUUGAUAAUAGGUAAAUUAGUUUUAAUAUUAAAACUAACAACCCAAAAUUGGUUCUAUAUUGAAUGCAAAUUUGCCAUGCUGUGUGUUACAAAGAUAGGGGCAAAAAGUAACGUACAUAUAGCAUCCUCUUAAUAAUAGUACAUUUUCGGUGUCAAUGGGUUAAAUUUAUCUUUUUUAAGAUAUACAUUUUAAAAUUAAUAUAUUUGGAAGUUGGAAAACUGUCUAGUGUCUGUAUAAAUAAUAAUAUAUAUAUAUAUAUAUAUAUAUGGACUAAGUAUAUUUUAUUUUAUUCUAGUUAUAUAUUGGACAUUAGCGUAUGUUAUAUUUCUGCUAUAAUUUGUUUUCUCGUGUUAUUUUAAUAGUAAUAUACUCAUACAUGACCUUGAACAUUAAUAAUUGUUAAUUCUAUCGUGGAAAUAUUAAUAAUUAUAGACCUUCGAAAACUCGAUCCAACAAAUUGGCAAACUAAAAACUAAUUUAUUUCAUUACAAAAAUAAAUGACAUUAUGACAUACAAAUUGUCUUUUGAAAAUCUUGAACUAAUAUAAUUAUUGUGUAGUAUGUCUGUAUAAGUUUUAUUGACAGUGGCGUCCCCAAGAAUUUACAACAGGGAGGUGAUAUAAUAAAUAAUAAUCAUGGCUCAUGAAUAAACUCUUCGUUGUACACUUAUAUUUCACCCAAUAGUUAUAAUUUAGACGCCAGAUCCAAAAAAGCCAAUUUUUUCAAUAAAUCAAAAUUUUUUUCUCGUGACAACUGAGUAUAUAAUUUUAAAAUAAAAAUUACAAAAUAAAUACUCAUAGAUGUUGUAAUUAUAAACUAAUGGGGGUGGGGGGGUAUAACCCAUAACGCUCCUCUUCAGUAUGCUACCAUUCAUUUACGUCAUUUUUCAAAACUAUUUCCGAACAAAACGAGCACAUUAUAGGUAAGUAGGUAUUUCUGUAGGUGUGCCUUAGUAGUAUACCUAAGUAAUAUAUUUAGCGCCAUUUCCUACCGGUUCUGGAAUAUAAUACUGCUACGUAUUGCAACCGGUUCAGAUGCCGGAUAUACUUCAUACAGUAUUAUUAGGAGGGGAAACAAAAACCCGAUAUGUUGUUAUUAUAACUGUGGUACAAGGUCAAGUUUAUAAUAUUAUAGGUUAGGUUACCUACCCACUUACCGACGUUUCUAAAACUAGAUGUUUUAACGUAACUUUUAUUUUUUCGGUGGAACGAAUAACAAAAGCAAACUAAAUACUCGCGAUUUGCAAGUCUCCGGCAAUUUAAUCACUUUCACCGCGAAAGUCGUGACCCACCAGGCACAAUAAUAUAAUACCUGUUGUGUAUACGGCUACAGCGGCAGUUAUAAUAUUCACUAUACAGUCACUAUUGCGUCGAUUAAUAAAUAUUAUGUAAAUUUAUAUACAUUUUUAUAAUAUAAUGAGAUUUCAGUCUCACGCUCGACCUAAGGGAAAUAAUAUAAAAUGCACUGCGCAAUUUUUUAAGGUAUAUCUAUGUUAUAGUAUCAUGUCGUUGUUUUUGUUUUGAUGUUUUUAUUCUUGCGCCUCAUCCACCUUCGAAACCGGUCGCCGGGCUAGCCAGAAAUAAUAAUUGUGAAGUUUUAAACACUUUAUAAUUUAUUAUUUAUUGCUAAUUGCAGAGAAUCCAGGAAAAAUUCCUUUAGUUUUUCUAACAUCUUCUCGCAAAGUGUAAAAAAAUAUUUGUGAUCAGCAAAGCGUAUUCGUCAUUAUUUGAAUAAAAUUUUACCCAUCGAUGAUAUUUUAUGAUAGAGAUAUUCUUUGCGAAAUAAUAAUAUUAAACUGCACUAUACUAUAUUAUAUAUAUACUACAAUAAGUAUACUAUUUUCAAUGAAAAAUUGAUGUAAUUUGGUCUUUAAAAAAUGUUACAUCCUUGAUACUAAUAUCAUAGUGUACUAAACUGCGUCCCCUGGCUUCAUUCAAUCUGUAAGUGUUUAAAAAUCUAAAUACUCUCUCCACUGGCCAAAACUUGUUUAAAUUCAUAGUGAAAUUCAACCAGUCUUUUAUUACUUAAAUCCGACUACAAAACAGCUCUAAAUCCUCGAGUUUGAGGUCAUUUGGACUAGAGGGAGCCGCUAUCGAUAUGUAUAAAAGUAGAGGGAUAAAGAUACCCUACAUACGUACCACUGUACGUAUAACGGCAAUAGUCAUUUUUGGGGAAAAUUUUACAAAAGAAGAACGCUGGUAUAAUAAUAUAAAUUUAUACUUAUUGCACGAUAAAAGAAUUAUUUUCAUUAUAUUAUUUAACUUAAGAAUAAUGUGAUAUAUUUUGUGGGUCUGAAUUUUAUAUGCGUAUGCGUGCGAGCGUGUGUGUAUUAUUAAGGGAUAACGGACUUUAAUAUAAGUGGAUUUUCUGUGAAACUGUUUUUUAUUGUUUGCCCUAGAAAAAAAUCUCAUAAAACAGUUGUGUACGUGCUUAGUAUAUUAUCGUGUAUAUGUAUGUACAUAAUAUAAUGUUAACACCCUUGAAUAUACCUCAGGGGCGUUGCCGAGAUGUUAUACCGAUGUCACUACACUGUAUUAUCUUUUUUGUCACGAACUCGAGAUGAAUUUUAUGCUACUUGUAUUUAUAUAAUGUUAUGUGCAGGUCUUCAAUAAUGAAUUUUAGAUUCUGAGAAUUUGAUUUAUAAAUGCGACGUAACAAAUAUUGUAAUAAAAUCGCUAAAUAAUGCAGCAUUUACUUGUCACCAUUUACCAUUUACCAAUCCUUAUUAGUAUUUUUGUUAAAAUAUUGUUAUUUAUACCCCUAUAUAUAUAUAUGUAUAUUAAAAAUUGAAAAAUAAUGACCGUAUGCAACAAUCGUGUGGCUGUACCCUGUCGAAAUAAUAUAUUCGCGUGCGUAAUAAUAUAGCUAAUUUCAGGACAUUUCACGCACGUUGAGUGUGGUAAAAAAAAAACGUUUAUAUAAAUGAAAAAUAUUAUACCUACGUUUGUAUUGAACAAAUAAAUUUGUAAAUAUUACUGUUUUUAAUUGACAGCCAUUUUAAGUCUCAUUUCCUUAUAUAGUAUUCGUUAUUAUAAAAUAUAUAAGUAUUUUUUUUUUUCAAUAUGUGUGGUUUGUUUUUCUGUCACAAAAUAAUACUAAUGUUAAUCAACGUCGUAUUAUUAUUAAAAAAAACCGUCGAUAAAAUACUUAGCUGCCUGCGAUAUAUAUACGACGACAACACGUAUCGUUGUUCUAUACAUAUUCGUGCCCAACGGUUAUAACUCUAUUGUUACCUAUACUAAAACAUACAAGUACAAUGGAAAAAAAAGUGAUCGACGAUUGAAUUACUUAUGUAUAGAUUUUAUAGAGAGAAUAAACGUCAUCUUUGUUGAUGAUGGUGGUCGACAAAAAUAUUAUAACAUGAGUAGGUAGUAAAAAAAAAAUUGCUCUCGAUUCGAGUGUUGUUUGGUGUGUAUAAAGGGCCCGCUGCCGUUCUCAGCUUAGAGUCGCUUAAAAGUCGCUGGGGUCAAUAACGCUGUGAAAUAUAAUAAAACUCGCAUGUAGCUCAUAAUAAUACUAUGUUAUGUAAAGGACGUAAAUUUUAUUUUUUAAUUUGAUGUGCUCGUUUUGUCGAGUUUUUAACGUGACAUGAGUAGUGUGUGGGCUAGUAGAAUAGGAGGACAUUUUUUUAUAUAUUACAUGCGAGCGUUUGUUACGAUUACAAAAAAUCACCCGUGAACUGCAGAGUUCAGCAUUGCUAUAUUUAAUUCCAUUUAUGAAGGCUCAAAUUUCAAAAAAAAAUUAUUCACUUUUACGUUCGCUUCCGAUAAUGAACACUGUUGUUAAGCAUCGCGUGUAUACAUAUAUAUACAAAACAAGCACAAUAUAGUGCAAAAUUCACUAUUUUCUAGGAAAAUUCGAUAAAAAUAUAGCCGUUAUUUAGGCGUAAUUUUUUUUUCUUUUUGUACUUAUACACGAUAUUAUAAUGCGCAACAAAAAGAAUAUUAUUCCGAACGCGUUGUGCGCACAAACAACAUGUGGAACUGCACAUCAGUAGCUAGGCAGUAGGUAUAUAAAAAAUAUACUGAGGUCGUGCCGAAGCCCCCUAAACGUUUCCCGGCCCGCGAUCGAUGCAUACAUAUAUACGAGUUAAACCCGGAAACUUAUAGGGAUCGGCGGAUGUGUCGGAAUAGAAAGAAAAAUAAAAACCGGGAGGGUCGGUUUUUAUUACCCUUCGGAGCCUAUAGUAAACGACGAUAACUAUAUAUAAGCAGGCUGUGCAGUUAGUCGCAGGAAUUAUCAACGGGACAAUAAUACGAACGAUCUAGAAUUAUAUAGUUAUAGUAGUGUAUUGCAUUCACUAUGUAAAAAAAAAAGAAGAAAAAAAAAUAUAAUAAUAAAUAAUAAUAAGUGCGCGCGUAUUAUACUGUAUCGUAUAGGGGAGAAUGUUAUCGGGGAGUAAAAUGAAAAAAAAAAAACCAAUGUGUAAAUUUGAGCCGAAUAUUAUAUUUCUAUAGCUGUGCAGUGUUGCUCGCCACUGCCAACGAAAUAAGAGUAAUAAUUUAAAGCAUUUAUGUACAAAAGGAAAAUCGAAUAUUUUUCUUGGUGGACUUCAAAUACUCGUAAAAUAUUAUAUAGACGUUAUAAAAACGAUGACUGUAUUGUUAGUGCGUUUUUCUGCAGUGUAACGUAACUCGUGUUUUUAUUUUAUUUUUUUUUUGUAUUAUGCAACAGCUGAUAUUAUAUUAUAUUAUAUAUUUUAUUCGUGUGAAACUACUGAAACUCCGUAUUUCUGAACUACUUAUAUACUUGAGUACAUUAAUAUAUUAUGUUCAAUUGUUAUUAUGAUGAAAAUUAUGUCAUUCAACGACUGUCUUAUUUGAGUAUAUAAUGUAAUAUUGUGUAUUAAAUAUUUUUUUAUCGUGUCGUUCGCUCGUCGACAUAAUAUUAUUGUGUAGAAAUAUUCACUGAUAAAUUAAAAUAUAUUUAUGGUUUAUUAAAAACGGACAAAAUAUGUACUAAAAUAUGCUCUUCAAAUUCUUAAAAUAUGUAAAAACAUAACAUCACAUUUAUUGAAUAUCGUAAAUAUCACUUAAUCCAGAGAUUUUUAAUGAAAGGGUAUGUAAUGAAUAAAAAUGCAUAAAUAAAUCAUAGAACCAUUUCAUAACAUAUCAUUAGAUACAUUAUAUCUAACUUGACAACAAUAAUUUAAAAGCUAGAUUCGUAUUUCAUUUAUAAAUAUCAUAAAACGAAUUUUGACCGAAUCCAUUUUCUUUACAUGAUUUAGCAAAAUAAUACAAAUUAAAAACGUGUAAAUGCAUUAAAUUCGCAGCCCUGUAUGUUAACUAAAACCCAACCGGUAAUCCAGAAUGUAUAUUAUUUAAAAAGAAUUACAGAUAUUGCAGUAUUUAUUUAUGUCCUCAAGUACAAAAUUUUGGGAGUAUAUAAUAGAUUUCUCGGUGGGAAGACCGCACUCCAAAAACAGGAUAUAUAUGAUAUAAUAAUAUACGAUUUUCAACUUAAUCGUUUAAUGAUAAAAAUCUAUACAAGUUUUGAACUUUUGUAAUACUCAUCGUAUACGUGACCAUACUAUAAAGAUAUUAAAUUAUUAAGUAUAUAGUCGUGGCUAUAGGGGGUCCAGUACAUAAGUCAUAUUGAUUUUUCUUUGCGGUAAAUUUCAAAUGUAUAAGCAAAUUUAAUUUAUUUAUUAUUAAAACGCGAUCGAUUAGAUUAAGUAGUCGUAGUUUUUUCGUUUUUCGUAUUCUAUCUUAUGUAUUCUAUUAAAAUUAGUUACACGUAAUCUCGUCGUCACAUGUACUGUUGAAUUAAUAAGGAACAUCUCAUAAUUUCCAGUGUUAUUGUGAAAAUUAAUGGUUCACCGAUAUUUCAUUGACAAUAUUAAAAAAGACGAACAUUCUUCGCAAGGUGGAUGGGCUACUAUUGUAGGUGAAAAGGUAAGGUAGGAUACAGAAGGGAAUUUAAUGUAUUUUUGUAUGUAACGAUUAUUCAUUGCUGACGAAAAACGUUUCUGAGUGGAGUCGGUUAUACAUGUUUUAAAGGCCGUAAUAUUUACGAAUUUCGUCAAAAUUUGAUAUUAAAAUUCUCGUAAAAAAAUAAAUAUUACAUAUAAUUCAACAUUUUUCUUGUUGACCACUAAGUACAACUUCUAAUGAACCUCUUGUUAAAUUUUCAAGCAUUUACAUUUGGUUUUAGAAUUUUAUCCACAGAGUAUAGAUACCUACCGAAUAAAUAUUACAUAAAAAACUAGCAAAAUUAAAAUAUCUAUAAAUAGUUCAAAAAUGGCUCAAAUGUUUUGAAUAUUUUACCACGUCUAAAAAAGCAAAUAUGAGGUGUCUGUCUAAAUUUCAAGUCUCUAUGAACUUAUUUUUAAAUUGAAUUAUAAAAAAAAAACAAAAACUAACCUAACUAAAUUUUCCCGAUUUUACCUAAUUAUUAUCAAAAAAUGACCUUGAAGUGGUCUACACAAAGUACUACCAGAAAAAUUUCCUAUCAAUAAGGUACACUUGAAAAUCGGAGUAAGAUUUCUUGUAUAAUUUUUGUACAUGGCAUAAAAAAAAAUGAAAAUAAGAAUAAACAUCUUUGUAAAAUCAAUACAUUACUAGUUUCGCUCAAAAUCUAAUAUUUAUAUAUACGAGUAUAGUAGAGAGUGAUGUGGUGACUUCGAAUCGGUAAUGUCGGUUUUCUGGAAUGUAGAAAAACAUCAAUUAGGUGCUGCAUGUGUUCGUUAACAUAACUCGUGUUAAUUAUUUUGUCGGUAUUUAAUAAUGAAAUAGAAGCAGGAGCAUAAUAAAAAAAAAAAAUAUAUAUAUAUUUUUUCGAUUAUACCUCAAACAUUAAUAUAAUAUACUACGAAAAGAAGUGAAUUUAGAUGUAUGUAUUUUAACGGUAUCAUUUAUUAGUUAUUUUGGAAAUGAAUAAUUAUUUAAUGCCUAACCUAUACAAUAGAAUAGAGUCUACGUAUUUUAUAAAUGUGUGCACUCUUUUCGUAUAUUGUCUGGCAAAUUUUCAAUUUAUAACAGCAACAUUCCAUGCCAUUUAUAAUAAAAUACAGUCGCCUAACAAUAAUUGUUAUAACAAAUUCAUGUGACCUCGACGAGUCAAAACGUAUACAGUACCACGCCUUGAAUAAAAUAAAAAAAAAAAUUCUUGGCCGCUAUAGGUAUUAUAUUAUAUACGAGUAUCCUACCUCAAAUCAAUUUCCUGGAAAAUUUUACCUAUAUAUUAUGAAUCAUAAUUUCUCAAUAUAAAAAUAGUAUAAAUUAAUUUCAACAGAUUGUAUAUUGAAUGAGUUACUAAAUUGUAAAUAAUUUGAAUUAAUGCUCAAAUUUACUUUUUUUUGUAUUGAUGUUCAUUGUCAAUUGUAUUUUCUUCCUAUUUUUAUAUUUUGUUUGUUCGUACCUAUACUCCAUUCAAAAAAUUCAAAACGUGUUAAAACAAAAAGUAACUCAGUGCCUACCUAUCUUAAAUGGUAUGCAAUUUCUUUUAUUUAUCUGAUUAUUGUUUGUAAACAAAAUCUAAACACAAUAAUUCCUUCGACAAAGUUGUUGGCGACAAUAAGUAAAUAUGCAUUUGUUCGUAUUUUUAAUUAUAUUUAUCGAUAAUAUAGUAAUAUCUUUGUAUCUAUGCAAAAUCUUUUCUAUUAAGUCGGUAUCAUAGUAAUAUGCGUUUAACGAUGAUUAUUCAUACGUGCGAUAUAAUAGAAAAGUAUCUACACCUAGUACAUUAUUAAAGGUAGGAACUCCCAUGGGUUGUCUUUUUGUUUUAGAUUUUUACUUUUUUAAACAACAGAAGUAUAACGAGUUUGAUUCUUUCGCGAGAAUAUUAGCUAAGAUAAUUAGAAAGUAAUUUAUGGCUUGGAUUUUAAGUGAAGUGAGGAAUAUAUUAGGUUUAGGUAGUUUUAUUAUGAUAAUGUGUAGAUAUGUGUUUUUUCAUGUCUGCAAACAACUUUUCUACCAGCAAUCUUGCACAAAUCAAACACUUUAUAGGAACUUCCAUGUAAUAUGUUUGAUUUAAUUGAUAAAUUGAAUAGGCCAUUUUGUGAUUUUCCAUGUAGUUCUCUUCUUAAAUGAGAAAACUGGCAAUUUUUCUUUUAUAAUUUUUGUUUAUUUUUCUGUUACCUUGGCAACAAAAAAAAUACCUAGGAAAAAAAUACUUAUACUUUACUCAAAAUUGUAUUCUGCAGCAAUGGUUUAUCGUUGCGUACAAUUUUAAUUUAAAUUAUCUAUUCCUAAUUAUAUCCUCUCUUAAUACUUUUCUCCUAAAGCACAGUAUCAGCCGUAUCAGUCUUUUUUUUUCUGAAGUUACCCGGAUGAAAACUGAUAUCUAACAUAUGUUAUAUAGGUAGUAAAACGGAUUUCCACAUAUAUAUUAUAUACAAUAUCCUCAACUUUAUAACACCUAAUUAAACACCAGCGGGAAGUGAUGUAGAUUAGUUUUUAGUUUUCUGUGCACCGGCGGUGGCGGUAAUAUCGAUUUAACGCCGAGAGGGUUUCGUUCCGUAAACGCGCGCAGUGUUCGUCCAUUUGCCCUACAAGGGGUUCCCAGACGAUCGCCAUUUAUUAUAUCCUGUGAGCCGGAUGAGUGAGAGAGAGAGAGGCAUGGAUAUAACGCUAUUGUAGGCCUAUAAUAAUAAUAAUAAUAAUAAUCGUUAGUGUUGUUCAGGUGACUAAUAGAUUCGUGAUAAAGAAAAAGAACCGUGCUUACAUGUGCAGGGGGAAGGAAGUAUAUGUAAUGGUGGAGAGAAAUCAAUUUAUUAAUGAUGAUUUUAUCUUCUAUCGUAAUAAAAUAAUGUCGAAUGAAGAUUAAAAAAAACACCUAUGUAGUUAUAUAGUCAUCGAGCCGAAAUAUUGGAUCCUUAUUAGGUGCCCAACUAUACCAUACGUGUCAUAAAAGUAACUGCAGUUAUCUUAUCGUGAACAUAUUAUUUUGUGUAGUCAACACGAUAAUAUAAUAUUAUGUUCAUAAUCUAACAUAUAAUAUAAAGACGGGUUCGUAAAAGAGAAAAAAACAAAGCUAUAAAAUUUAUCAUGUAAAAUUAAUUUUAUCACCAAAUUAUAUAAAAUAUUAUCUAUAAUAUAAUACGUAUGAUUAGGUAUUCAUCUAUACUACACAAUUUGAAAAACUAAAAUUUCACCUAGUGGCUAAGGGAACGUGGUUAGAGGUUUAUCCCAUCUCCCAUUGGCUUAGAAGUACAAAACUCUGAGUGUUUAUUUAGUAAUUUUAUUUUGGAAUUGUGUACUUUAACCUGCAAGUUACCAAGAAAAAAAAAGCUUGAUUUAUUAAACAAAAAUUGGUCUUUUUGAAUCAAAUUUUUAAAUUCUUAUUGUAUCAGGUUAUAGGUAUAAAAAAAAAUUCCAAAAUGUAUUCAUGAAUCGUGAUAAUAAUUAUUUACUGUAUCCCCUCUCAUUGAAUAUUCCAGGACAUGCCAUUGAAUUUCUCUUGUCUAAGAAAAGAAAUCGACGACGCACGUGAUGUCGAGGCAUUAUCUUUGUCAAAAAAUGGUUUAGGCGUUUUGGAUUUAUCGCGGCGGCGGGUUGUAUAAUAUUGAUAGCAUUUUAAUCCCGCCUCGAGAAAUUAUUUGACUAUCAACGCUAUUAGUAGAUUAUUGCAAAGGCCGCUGCUAUAGACCGGAGUCUUGUUUUGUUUUUUUUUUAUUCAUUGUUUUGCUCAAUUAUAUAAUAAGUACUUAUUACUUAGGUAUAAUAAUAAGUAAUCCCAGUUAAUGGCGCACCAGUUUAAUUAUCCAUAUUUUUUCUACCCUAUUCUUUUACUAUAAUAUUGUAUACGCACGCACUGCCUCGCGUGUCUAAGAAUAAUCAAUGCGGCGUUUUCGCAUCUAUAAUCGUAACUUCAAUAUUCAUUAUUAAUAUUAUCGUUUGGGAAUAUUAAUUUAUUUUUUUGUUUUUUAAGUAUCGAAUUAUAUACGAAAAUUCGAUAAUAAACGAGACCAGUGGAGAAGGGGGGAGAGACUAUGCAUAUAUAAAAAAAGUAAAGAAUGUAUGUAAUACUAUUUUAUAUUUUUAUUGUGGACGAUAAAAAUAAAUAUAAAUUAAUAUUAUGUGUUAUUGUAAAAAUAAUUUUUUUUCGCAGUUUAUGCUAUUGUUGUCGUUUGAUUAAAAACUAUUUACCGGUAUCAUAUUAUUAUCGUUGUCUUUUUGUUCAUUGAAUUAUAUCAGACAACUCGUAGAAAUAAUAAUAUUUUUAUUAUUUUUGGUGUACAUUUUGCUGUAAUGUCGAUUGAUAAACUUCACGAUUUUCGUCGUUAUGUGUAUGUAUAAUGUACACAUAUUAGCUAUUGUUUUGCCGUCGUAUAAAAUACAAAAAAAAAAAUCCUAAUCACCUAAUAUUAUAUACGUACUUAAACUAGGACUUAUUGCGUAACAAAUACAAUGAGUGUAUUGUAUAUAAUUAUAAUAUAUUUACGGGAAAAGCCCCGGAACUGCGGGACUUUUUUUUUUUGUAAUACAUCCCAACAUUAAUCAUUUUCGAGUUAUCUCUUGUUCUUUUAAUUAAUAAUCUUGGUGUCGCAUCAAAUUCUUCCCGAGUAUAGUCGUAAGAAAAACUCAUUUUUUACUCUACUAUCUGUUUGACUAUUUCAUACUUAGGUACUUAGUACAUAUACUUACAAAGUGUUUUAAUCUCACUUAACAUACAAAAUUAUUUUAUCGUACAACACUUAUUAAUUUCGAAAAGUAUUAACUUUUUUCAAAGCAUUUUUUUUCUUUUUUGUUUUGGCCAUUUAAGAAACUCUAAAGCAGCUUUAAAAUGUUACAUUACCGUUAUUUAUUGUUAUCCUUAUUUUUGGGGCGUGUAACUGUAAAACGUCAUUACUUUUCGAAAUAAUAUGUGUUGUACGACAAAAUAAUGGCUUUAUAUUUGAACGUUUUAGAGUUAAUUAUUUUGAUAUUCUUAUUACUUAGUAAUUUUUUUCCUUGCAUUUAUAAUAAUAAUCAAUAACGCCGUACGCCUCGGUUUUAGACAUAGAUCCGGAAUAUUAAAGGCGAGUAGGACCUGCAAACAUCAUCUCGAAGUCGGAAUUCUAAAUUUAAAUUUUUUACCUUUUUAGUUUUUUCAAUGAUUUUUUUUUAUAUUGAUUUCUGAACUGUUGUUUACUCGGGGAGAAAAAAAGACUUCUAUAUGGAUGUUAUUGCAACCCUGAAAGUGUACAAAGCUUUGCUCACUGCUCAGAAUAGUGUUUUUAUUGCAAUGAUUUAUUCGUCCUUUUUAGUAUGCACAUAAUAUACUAAUAAAUUACCAUCUACUGUAUAUAAGACCACACUUGUACUGUGAAUAUAUUAUCUAUAGUAUGUCUGGUUAUUUGUUUUAGAUUAUUAUUGUUUAUUAGCCGAGUAUAUUAGUUUAUUAUAUAAGACUGGCUGAAUUAAAUUACCUGAGAAAUUAUAAUAUUAUAUUCCAUUUAUAAUACCUAUUUGAUUAAUCAAUUUCUAUUAAUCGUAAAAAUAUUAUGGAUAUUAUAUUAAAUUAAGUAUAUUAUAGAUCAUUUUUUAUUGUAGAAUUACUGUUUUAAUACGGUUUAUUAAUGAAGAAUGUACAAGUAAAUAAUAAUUUAAUGUGGCCCUAUGUUAAAAUAUAAGACUAAAUUUGACGAUUUGUAACAUCAUAAAAAUCUAAAUAAAAUGUUAGGCUACCUCGUUUUUAUUACUUUGGCUGUAUUUUAUGUUUUUACACAUUUUUAAAAACAGUAAAACAAAUCCGAUUUGCAUAGAAAUUCAUUACGAAAAAAUAUAUAAUUUGGUUUAAAAAAUAGAUUUAUUCAUUUUCAAUAUAACUAUUUAAAUAAAAUUACCAUGCGUGAUAAAACGAUUUUUUUCGUGUACCAAAGAUAACUAAUUUAUACACGUUUAGUUAAUCAUAUUUUUAUCUAUUCCAUUUGUUGUAGAUACGAAUAAUUCAAUACCUAACUUUCGGAAAAUUAAAAAAAAAAAUGGUUUAUUUCCUUAAGUUUUAUUUGAAUAAAACGCUUGUCUGUACAACAUACAUUAACUAGUACAUAACCUUUAACUUUGUUUAUUAUGAGAUCAUAAUAAUCAAUAGUUUUUUUUUUAUAUAGAAAAGCUCUAAAUGGGCUUCAUAGGUAUAUUCAAUUCCUAAACUAUAAAUUGGUAAAAUUGGUGAGAAAAAUAUUGCAUUUAUUAGAGAUCUUUUAAAUUGUCUCAUUGUUUUUGAUUAUAACAACGAGUAAAUACGACGAUGGUGCGCUCUGUGCUGAUACACGGUAAUAAUUAUUAUUAGACCACAUUGGAGUUUUAUUGUAAUAUCUUUGUACGAAGCAAAGAAUGAAGCAUAAUUUUACGAUUACUUAUAUCAUUAUUGUAUAAUUAUUUUUAGCUUUAUUUUGUAGUUAUAAUUUAUAUAUUUUUUCAGAUUUACAGUAUCAUCGAAAGGAAUGAAGUAGCCAAUAAUACGAUACACAUUAGAAGUGUUACGGUUUUUGCUCCCAACAAUGAUGCGUUUCAAAAGUAUAAUAAACUUCCAAACGAUGAUGCAAUUUUACCGUGCUAUCAUAUGAGUGAGUAAUUUUAAAAUUUUUUUUUUAAUCUAUUUACUACUCCUGUUCAGAACGUGUAAAAAUAUAUGAAAUCUAUCUUAUCGUAUCCUAUAAACGCUCCCAAACGAAAUUACAGUAGAUUACAGUCUCUGUUUAUAUUGGUUGUUACAUAAUAUGUGUAAGUGAAAUUAAAUCUUUGUAUUGUUCUUUGAAAUAUUAAAGAAAUCUAAUGUUUAAUACAUAUAAUACCGGCAUUAAAAUUAUUUGUAUCGAAGUAAAGAACUUAAACAUUUUUUUAAAAAUUAUAUAUUUGAAAUUUACAGGUAGGUACACAAUUUUGAUAUUUAUAUUAAAAAAUGAAUGGCCUUUUUUUAAUGCUAUAGUCGCUUGUUCUUUUUUAAUUCUACCGGCCCAUUUUUAUCACUGGAUAUUUAUCAAAUAUUGGGAAUAACUGAGAAAUAUUAUUAAGCGUUUUUCUAGUGCACAAUAACUAUAUCUUUUACAUAAUAACAAAAAUAUAAAAGAGCUAAUACUGGGGGCAGGCUAACAAUUGUAUUCACACAGUAACUCAAAAAUGGCUCAAAUGUUUUGUCAAUUUACCAUGCAUAUAAAAAUCAAAUAUAAGUUUUCUAUCAAAAUUUCAAGUCUCUACGAAUUUUUUAACUAAAUUGAAAAAAAAAUCGAAAUAAUAAUAAAGCAUUAUUUUCGUACAUUUUCCCGUUUUUCUCCAAUUAUUUUGAAAACUACCUAGAAAAUCAAAAAAACAAAUUACUUACUCACCUAUCGGAUUGAAAAUGCAAUGGAAAGGUGUCAUGUCGUUUUUCUAUUAGAAUAAUAAUUCUAGUAGAAAACAUCGUGCAUGCGUAGAAAUUUAAACUAACGAAACCGUACGCCACGGCUAAAUUUGUUCCGUUUCAUCAUAUUACGUCUUUAUAUUUAUCUAUAUAAUAAAACUCGCUCCAAAAAAAUGUAGAGACAAAUAUAUUUAUUGAACCUAUACAUAGAAUACACAAUAUUAUAUUGCAAAUACAUAAGAUUGUGCGUGUAUACAUUUUUAAUAGGGGGUACAUUUUAUUUUCGUAUAGAUAUCUACAUCAAUUAUGGGCAAUGAUACUGGAUUUUCCCGGGGGUAGAUUGGCGUAAUAGAAAUAGAUGUUAAAGAGGAAAUGGAAGUUACGGUGCAUUAACGUACGCACGGGAGUGUCCACGGUCUUUAGACCCAAUAACAACAAUAUGACGGUGUGCAGUGUAGGUAGGUACCGGACAUGUUCAAAUCACAUUGAUCAGUAGUUUUAAACGCGUUUGUCCGUUAAAAAACCACGUAGAAGUAUGUAUUUUGUUUAUACCGUUGCAGUAGGUAGGCAGGUAGGUAGGUAUAUUGAAACGUAAUUGUGGUAAGUAUAUAAAAAACGGUUUCUAUCUUCUUAUAACCGGUCUUGUUAAAAAACAUUAUUAUCGCCACAGCGCCGGUGACCACAGAGAUACUUUUAGGUUUUUUUUUUUUCCCUAAAUGUCAUGUCAUCAGUAUAGAUUCGAUUGUGAAUUUAUGUAUAUAUAUAUAUAUAUAUUUUUUUUUUUCUACGAGAUUCGUUUAAUAUCUUAACCGUAAAACCGCUUAUCGAAUAAUUAUUAAAUACUUAUUUUUUUUUUAUACAUUUUUCUUUAUUACACGACGAAAACUUUUAACUAUUGUUGUCAAAACGAAAAAGUGCAGUAAAAUUUUGAAAAUAAUUAUUUUAAAAUUAUUUUAAAUACUUUAAAUUUCCCUCUUCCCUUCCAACUUCUCACCUACAACAGUGACCCACUCAUCUUACUAAGUAUGUCAAAUUUUUAAAUUUAAAUUUAAAUUUUCAAAAUUGUUGAGCUAUUUAUAGAAAUUUUAACUUUGCGAAUUUUUAACGUAAUUUUUAUUUAUUAAGUACUCUGUGAAUAAAAUUGUUAGAUAAAAUAGAAAUACUUGAGAGUUUGACAGGAAGUUAUUAUAACUCGUACUUAGUGGUAAAAAACAAACUGAGUUUAUGUAGUAUUAUUUUUUUUGAUUAUAUAUAUGUGUGUGUAUAUAAGUUUUUAAAUCAAAUUUUGAUGAAAACCGUAAAUAUUACGACCUUACGACCUUUCAAAAUAUUUAUAACUGAACUUCGCUUUAAAUUGUUUUUCGUUAGCAAUAGUUUAUUGUUGGUUACAGAUAUAAAUUAAAUAACUUUAUGUGUCCCACUUUCCUAACUACCCACCUAUUACAGUGGUCGCACCAAUAUCAGCUCUUUUUUUCUUAUUAUGUCCGAUUGAGUUUUUGAUAGUAAAUAAUCAGCAUUAUGAAUUUUUGUUUAUUCGUUUAGUUAUCCUUAAGUUGUAUACAUAUUGACUAUGGUAUAAUAAUAUGUUUGUAAAUUUACCGUGGUGUCUUGAGGACGUAAUAUUAUAAUGAAUAUCGAUAAAUAACAUUAACUUAACGUUUAUGUUUGGCUCUGGCUUCGGAUUUUUAUAAAUAUAGAAACUAUGAUACAAAAAUUUCAAAAUAUAUUAAUAUAAAACGGUUUUUCAAUGUAUUUUUAUUUUGAUUUAUUAUGCAUAAUUUAUACAAUUUAAUUCGUACAAAAUCCAUACUAAAUAGACUACGCCAUUUAUUUUUAAUUAAGUAUACUGUUUAACAGUGCCAAGUUUUAAACUGCAAAGUUAUUUACUUAAUUACGAAAUGACGAUUACAUUUGAAGAUGUAUAGUGAGUACAAUAUAAUCUCCCAGUAUUUUGUUGUCUUCACUGUCAACAUUAUAUUCUGACAAAGACCAUUUACACUAUUAUACAACACGCUUUGUUUAAAAUUUGUUUUUAAAAAAAAUCUCUUCUUUUAUACUUCUUAUACUAGAUAAUCUGGUAUAUUAUUUAUCUUUUGAUUUUCAAAUAAGGUAUAAAAAUAUCAGUCGUACUUACAUUUCAUUUUCAUUUUUCAAAGUAGUUAUUUUUCAGGACGUUAUUAACGCAUUAAGUUCGCAUUAACGCUCUAGUUUAAUUAUUUUAAGUAUUCGUAAUUCAUGGGUAAAUAUGGGGGUGAUGCAUCAGAUAAGAUAAUCUAUACAAAUAUAAUAUGUUUGAUUGUUUUACCCUUCUCGUUUCUUCAUCAGUUCGUAUUUUUCAUUAUUUUAAUAAACUGUUUAUUCAUAUAUUAUUAUAAUUAUAUUUCUGAAUUUUUAUCUACUUUCUAUUCCUUAUAUAGUAAACGCUUUUAAACCUUAGGUUAGGUCAUGAUUUAAGUAAUGUCUAUUAUAGGUAUUAAACAUACGUAGGUUUUCUUAAAAUUAUCGUUUUUAUAGAUUCAUAUUACAUACAACUUUUUGGUCCCAGGUAUUAAUUCCAAGGGGAAAUUUAAUACAUAUCUGUACGCAACGAUUAAUUAUUGCUAUCGAAAAACUAUCCUGAGCGGAGUUCGGUUACGCAUGUUUUGGAAGAUCGUAAUAUUUACGAUUUGAAAAUAAUACAUUUUUAAAUUUUCCCGUUUUUCCUAUAUUUGUUCCCAUUUAUCAUGAAAACACCUGGAAAAAUCAAAAAAUGAUCCUAGUGUAUCACGCCAGUCGAAUUUCCUUUCAGAAAAAGUGCUGCACAUGAAAACUGGAGCAACAUUUUUGGUUGAAAAGUUAAUAGACAAAAAAAUAAAAAUAAACAUCAUCGCGUAAAACCAAUAAAUUCCUCGCUCCGAUCACAAUCUAAAAAUACAUAUUUUAUAACCUAUUUUAAAAUGUUUUAAUUAUUUUUAAUUAAAAAAAUAUUUGUUUUUAUUUAUUUUUUUUUAAAAAUUAAGAUGAUAAAUAUUAAAAACAUUAUUACCAUAUAUAGCAACCGUAGCGGUGAAAUUGGAAGAAUUGGGAAGUUCUGUAUUGACUGAUCUGGAUGCUAAUCCUCCAAUAUGGAUUACAAAGAAGAGCCCAGAAGACAUAUAUGUAAACCAAGCCAAGGUUAUUAUUGGUUUGUCCAACUACGGGCAUAACCUUCCGAACGGAAAACUUCAAGUGAGAAUUAAGAUAAAAAUAAAUUAUUUGUUGUUACAAUAUAUUAUAAUUGUUGUCCUUUAUCGGUGCUUAAAUAGGUUUUGCAUGUUAUCGACCAAGUCUUAGAGCCUUUGCGUUUGAAAGAUCCUACUUCAACUUUUCCUUCGUACCCUGAUGCAUGGCAAUUCAUGGAGAAUAUUGAAAAACUGGAAGUAAAUAAUCUCCAUACCAGGUAAAUGUCAAUAUAAUUAUAUUACAAUAUAUCGCCUAUAGUUGUAAUUUUCAUUUUAUAUUUUUCGGGGGAGAUUUACUACUAAACAAAUAAUAAACCGUCUUAUAUAAUAAAAUCAAUCUUUAAAAUGGAUUAUAAUUAUAUGACUUUGUAUUGAUGUUCUUACACACAUUCUCAUAAUCUCAUCCAUGUUAGGUAUUUUUCCGUGAAUUAAGAAAGUCAUCAUCUGAAAAUGUUUUUUAACUGACGAUAUUUUGAAUUCGUUUACUUAAACUAAAAUAAAAAAUAAAUCUGGUUAGGUUAUAGAAUAAUAAAAAAAUGGGCUUAUAUUUCCACGUUUUGUUAAAAUUUAACUAAUUUUAUUAUUUAAUUGUGUAUUUGUGUAAUUAAUACAUACACACAUUUAGUUUUUAAUAUUGGUUUCUGAAGAAAAAUUGCACAGAAAAAAAAUGUAGAUUACUUAAUAUAAUACUAAUUAUAAUGAACUCUCUGAUUUGGCCAAAACAUCAAUAACUCACAUAAAUCCAAAAAUAGUGUACGAAAUUACGUGAUUUUUACGAUUUCCAUUUAAAUUUUAAUUUUUAAUUCGUAUGUAAAUAAUUACGUUAUGUAUAUUACGUUAAACUUUUUUUUUUAAACUAGUUAUUAAAAUUUAUAAUGAACCUCAUCUAAAAUUUGGAAGCAUUUCUGUUCGAAUAAAACUUUUUACCUGCCCAAAACCAUAUAAAAAAUAAGAAAAAAAAAAAUUUGAAAAUUGCAUAUUUUAUAAAUAGCUCAAAUAUCGGCAGAAUGUUUAAAAAAUUUGACUACGUCUAGAAAAGGCCAAUAUAAGUAUUAUAAGCAAUAAGCAUUCUAUGAAUAUUUCAGGUUUCUACAUUUGUAACCGAAUUGCAACGGAAAAAUCAAAAUCGAAAAUAAUGAAAACGUUAUUUCAGUAAACUAUUCCGUUUUUCCCAAUUAUAAAGAAAACUGCAAUAAAAACCUAAAUAUUACCUUCUGAAUGCUCCAACUGUUUAAAAUUUGCUUUCAUAAAAGGUUUUACACUUGAAUUAAGGAGUAAGAUUUCUGGUUGAAUAUUUAUUCACGCACACAAUAGAAAAAAAUAUCUAAAAGCAUCGCGUAUACAAUCGGAGUAUUUUAUAACGCAUCUAUUAACUUUAUAGGUACUGUAAAUCGCUAUUGAAUUUUAAAUAACAAUAAUAAUAAUAAAAAAAAAAAAAAAAUGACGUCGUUGUCAUUUUGUCUCGUAUACGACUCAUUUCCUUUAUCGUACCGUUUUGUUAAUUACGUUUAAUCGUUUUUUCUUCGUCUUUUACAUUUACACCCACUUCCAUCGUUCAGUAUAUAUGUUUAAUUACCCAGUUGAAGGGUCUACGUCGUGUAUACCAUCAUCUCGGUCAGUGGCAUACCACGCAUUUCUACUCGAGCAUCCUGUUUACCGUUGGAAACGGAUCAUCUCCGUUCCAUCUCGCUUAAUAUGUUAUUUCACUAUAUCAGUAUAAUAAUAAUUGAGUACUUAAUUUAAAUAUUAUUAUGUUUAACUAUCGGGGAAACAGUAGUAAAUAAUUAUGAUGUAAUAAUUAACUCCGAACGGCAUUAGAACUUUGUAAUAUCUUUAUAAUAUAAUUUAUAUAUAUUAUAUCUUACACAUUAUUUUACAUAUUUUAUAUACGGGUUAUAUACGUAGGUGGUUUUUCUUCUUCUAAUGAUUAAACCAUUCCAUAAAAUCAGUUAAAUUCUUAAAUUAUGUUUAUUUUGUUUCUCAAUUUUAUUUUUGUAGUUCAGAAUCGUUUUGUAAUUUAAAUAAUUCAUCGUUGCUUUCAGAAUAUAAACUAAUAAUUACCAUAAUGUAAUAUACUUCAUUUUCUCCAUUUCUCACCCACUACAAUGGCUUACUAAUGGAGCCCUACUGUAUACUUAUAAAAAUAAUAUAAAAUGCGUGUACAAAAUAGUAAACACAAAUACCUUGCACGAUAGAAGGCCAUUUUCGUAGAUGAAAAGUUGGAAAGGUAGGAUAUAGAAGGAAAUUUAAUUUAUAUUCGUACGCAAUGAUAAACAUUUACUAACGGAAAACGGUUUGGAGCGAAGUUUCUUUGAUAACUGUACGUACAUUUUCCGGUUUUCCUACAUUUUCCCGGUUUUGCUCAAUUAUUAAAAAAACUACUUAGAAAAUCAAAAAUCAACUUUCUUGGUGACUAAUCACCAACUAAAAAAAACGAAAAGAUCUCGUUGUUUUUCGUAUAUUAUACAAAUAUUAAAUAUAUGAUGUGUAGGAACAAAAAUAUAAAAUUUCGGACUUAAACAAACACUAUUUGUUUACUCUAAAUUUACUAAAUGUCUAGUUUGUUAUAACUAUACAAAUCAUUCACGGUUUGAUUAAACUUUUACCAGUUGAAGUACCAACACCGUAAUAUAUAUGUAAAGAUUUAUAAUAAUUUUUAACUUAAUAAUUUAUAUAUUAUAUUAAUAAUGAAUUUGUAUUUUGUUCAAGUUCUUUUUUUCAACGAGUACUAAGUACAAAUAAAAAGAGUGUGUUUUCAAAUCAAGGCGGACACACGUUUUUCAUUCCAGUGGAUGAUAUUGAUUCUGAAGUAAGUAUAGUAAAAAAAAAAAUAAUAAUAAUAAUAAGUUAUUUUUGUUAUAAUAUUAUAGUAUUAUUUAUUCUAGAAUUUACAAAUAAGUACCUACUUGCAUGACGUGUAUAAUCCUAAUAUCCUAAUACUUUGUGUUAUUAAGGGAAAUGCCUCUACAUUAUUAUUUUUUACCAAUAAAAAUAAUAUUGAAUAGGUAUAGUCCGGCCAGCGAAAGAACACUACUUAGCGGUGACCAAAACUCAUCCGUUCUCGUGUAUUCCUACAGCAAGUAGAUAGUUAAGUGGGAGAAAUUUGGGCACAAAACCGCGGAGCUUCUUCAUAUAGAUGCGCGAAGGAGUAGCGUUCUCUCAACGGCCGGAGUAUAGAUUAUGUAGUAUCAUGUAUAGUAUUAUGUAUAUUAGUAAUGCUAUUCACAUUAGUCUACGACAUUAUGUAUCUAUGUCAAAAUGCCUAACAUUAGUUUAUGAUUUCCCAAAAACACAAUUUUCCUAAAUCUAGAUACCUACCUAAUUAAAAUUGUUUCAGUAUAUUAUCUACAUAGUGAAAUCAUAUUUUCAAUCUUAAAAAUAAUAAUUUUCUAUUUAUGUAUCUGUGUAUUUGAGCUAAUAAAGACUAAAACAAAUAUAUAAUUAUUCAUAUUAAUAUAAAACUAACCUAUGAGGUUGUACAAUCUCCAAAUAUGAAAUGGGAUUCAGGAGAAACUUAAAUUUUAAAGAUCCAAAACAAAAUUUGUUUUUGUCUUAAGACUCCCCCCCUCCCUUUUCAGUGAAUUAUAAAAACUGGGUCCAUAAAUAUAUUCAUGUUAUAGGUACUUGAAUGUGUUAUUGCAAUAUUUAAACUCAUUAAAUUAUUUAUUUAAUUAUUGUAACUCAGAAAUGUAUUGGAUAAUUCUGGUUAAAAAUGUUACAAUAGGAAAAAAAAAAACUUAAACAGUAGAGCUUUGCACUAUGGUCGAGUUAAAUUUUCCCUAGCUGAAUUUUUGUUACAAUAUUUGAUCCUUGAUAACAAUUCUAUUUAUGUAUAUAAUAUAUACAUACAUUUUAAUACAAUUAUUUGCUUCGUGGAUAUGUAAGGAUAUUUAAUAUUUAAGACUCAGUAUUUCCUGUGAAAAUAUAAAAUUUGAGCUUAAAAUUAGGUGAGGUGGAGGUUGAAAAUUGAAAUUAUCAAAAAGGAUAUUUUGAAUACUUAAUCGUACAUGUACAAAAUGUCACCCCCUGGCUUCGUUUGGGGAGAUGUAGGGGUGUAAAAAGUCAAAAGUAAUAUUUUUCUCUUUAUUAUCUAUAUAUCGUGAUUUUUAUACCCAACUUGCAUAUUAAAUUAUACUUGAAAUAAUUUAUAUUUAGUACUAAAUAUACUAAUAUUUUAAUUAGGUCAACAUUGAAGUAUCAUAAAAUAAUUUAAUAUUACAAUUAUUAUUUUUUAUGUUUAUAACAAAUAAUAAUCUCUUGUUUACAAGAGAUUUCUUGUAACAAAUUUAUGUUUUUCUUUAGAAUACUAAAAUAAGAUUUGAUAAAAUCGAUGAGAAAGUGGUCGACGCACAUGUUAUCCCUGAUAAUGUAUUGUUUAUGGGACCAACUGAUGAGCAUACACAAUUCAAAACUUUAGCGUUCACAGACAUGCUUAGAGUUUUUGCAUCUAUAGCAUCAGAUGCAAAGGAUAAAAACGAAAACAUCUCUUGUAAGAUAAUAUAUUAUGCAUUAACUUUAAUAGAUUUAUUUUUAUUUUAUAUAAAAUAAUAUAUAUUUCCUACAUUACAAUGUUGUGUACUAGUUUCUUUACAACUUUUAUAAUAUAAAAAUUGUUUAACUCAGAUUUUGUAAGCAGUGAUACCAUUGUCCGCGAUGGUGUCCAUAAUACCGGCGCUGUUGUAGCAAAAAUCCUUAAAGCCAACAUACCUGUUAAAAAUGGUGUGGUCCAUUUGAUAAAUAAACCAUUAAUGAUUGUGGAGAAUAAUGUGAAACAAUUUAUUGAGGUUAGUUAUUGAUUAUUUAAAAUAAAUUGCAUAUCAAUUUAAAUUGUCAUUGUGUAUCAUAUUUGACACAUUUGAACAUAAAUAACCCAGUUACACGAGGUAAGAUUUUAGACACAAUUUAUCAAAAAAAUAGAAGUAUUUAGUAGAUAUAAUUAAAUAAGUAAAUAAACUUUUAAUAUUUUUACGUGAAAUACUUUAAUGCUUUUGUACCUUGAAGGAGCGAAUUGAAAAAAUAAAAUUGUUUAAUUACAUAGUUUUCUCAAUUACAAAAUUGUAAAGAAAUAAAAUUGAAUAUUUGUCUUCCUAUUUGUUCAAAAUAUUCCAAAUGUUUUCCAUUUACUGCCCUCUUGAUGUAUGUGAUAAAAAUGUGAACCUCUAUAGAUAAAUAAUAAGUAUUAACUUUUUUUUUAAAUUUAUUUUAUAGACAAUUUAAAAAACAAGCAGCUCUACAAUUUUACUUUUAUGUUAUUUUUGGUGGUAAAACCAUUACCCCUUUUUCAAAUGGUAACUUAUAUUAAAAAUUCUAUACAUGGACAAAGUAUUAGUUAAAAUAAAUUUUCGUAUUCCGUCAAUCCAUUAACUAGAUAUUUAUUCUGAUUAUUAUCUGAGAUAAUAAGUGUCUUGUGAUAGAUUGAUCACUCCGUAUAUAAUAUAGUAUAAGAAAACCAAUGAACCUGUAUUAAUUAUCUUGAUGAAAUUUGCAAAAAUAUAUUUAUAUUUUUUAUUCACUAAUAUGUUUUUGGAUGUAGAAAGAUGAAACUAGUCAAUUACACAAAUUCUACGAGGCAAUCAAGGAUUCUGACAGUAAUUUCAUGGAUCAGCUCAAAACUAAGGAAAACUUUACACUUUUCGCACCUUCCAAUGCAGCAUUUGAGGAUCCUAGUAUUCAGUCGUAUCUGGGCAAUCACACAUACAUCAAGUCGUUACUAUACUUACACAUUGUCAACAAACGUCUGACCAUUAACGACAUUGAUAGUGAAUCUGUUGAUAAGGUAUAUUAUCUACAUUACAUGUUUAGCUAUUACUCGCCUAUUUAUUAUAUAUUUUUAUUUAUGUGGUAUGUUUUAAAUUAGUAAAAAGGCUCCAAAUUGUUUAUAUCCUAUCUUAAAAGAUGCUAAAAUACUUGCCCAAUAAUACUUAAUUAGAAAAACUGUCUAGAAUGUAGAUAAUUUUAAAAAAGAUAAAUUUAUAAAACUAACAACUUAUUGUCAAUACAUCAGUAAAAAAAAAAAAAAAAAAACUUGACUAAUAUUACUAAUAUUACUAUUCUUGCAAUGGUUUAUAAUUAUUGUAUGUAAACUUAGUUACACCUAUAUAUCCUCCUUUCCAACUACUCAUACACAAUUAUGAUCCAUGAACAAUAUCAAAAAUCAAAACACUAAAUUUCAAAGAAGUAGUUACUUACUUUAAUCUAACAUAAUAUUUUUAGUAGAAAUGUGAUGAACUGUUUGAUUUUCAAAAUGAAAAUUGCAAAUAAUCGAACCGAACCAAAUACCUAAUAGUUCGGUUUAAAAAUCAUUUGUUGCAAAUUUUGCGUCGUCACCAAUAGGAUGUUCUGUAGUGGGACAGAAGAGUGUACGAUAAAGACAAAUUCUAUAUUUCCACUUUAGUGGGUCUAUAAUUGUAAAACACGGAGCCGAGCAGUUUGAGAACCUAGAUUUUUGACCUAACCUAACCUUUUUACUUUUUUUAAUGUUCGAGUCCGUGUUUGAUAAAAUAUUUUAAAAGUUCGGUUCGGUUUGGAUUCGAAGAAAAAUGUGUAGGCUCAGUUCAAUUCUAAAAUUUAGGGUUCGUAACAUCUCUUAAUUUAUUAGCUAUCUAACCAUUAAUAUUGAUGUUCAUUUUUGUUUUUUUUUUCAUGUUAAUAUUUCGAGAAACCUAGGGACAUACCAAUAUUAUGGACUUAAUAAUUAUGUGCUGAUUUCAAAAUUACACAUUUUUUUUUUUUUCAUAAUUUAAAAAUCUAACAAAUAAACACCAAAAAGUUUCUAACUUAAAAACUAAGCACAAAACAUCCAUCUAGUCAAAGUUUUUCCAUUUGGUUUAAAUCCACUUUACGUAGGUAGUUUACAUUUUAUUAAAAAGUAUUUGAUUGUUUCAUUCAACCCUAUCUAUUUCAUUAAAAACAUACAUAUUUUAUAUAGGUACUUUUUAAAUAAUUAAUGUUCAACUCAUGUGCAAUGUACAGUAAUAGGGUAAAAUCAACUAAACAAUGUUGUGUAAGACUCUGAAUUGAUUAAAUAAACUUCAAAUUAAAUGUCUUAAAAUGUAAUUUUCAUUUUGAAUAGAAUAUUAAUUUUUUACUAGUUAAUAAAUAUAAAAUACUAGUAGCAGAUUUUGUCUUCGAUAUUAUUAUUAUGUUAUAUAUGAAUUAUUUUUUUUAUCCUGAAAUGAAAAAAUGACAUCAAAUUUACUGAAAUUAAAUUACUAAUAAUAUUUUACUAUUCACAUAAUCUAACUUCAUUUAAAAAUGUAUUUUGUAUAUUAACUUAACUGAUUGCGUACAAUGAAGGUUGGUAAUUAGUGGUGUUCCGUCUUAUUUAAUACCUCCAGAAAAAACAUAAAUUUACUUAUUUUUGUAUUAAAACAACUAUUAUAAAAUAUUGUUUAAUUAUUUUAUAGAAUAAAAUAUACAUGCAAUUUUACAAUAAUAUACAUAUGUACCAAAUACACCAUAAAUAUAGAAUACAUUCGGAUGCUUGGAUAUUCUGGGUUUACACAGAGACAAAUAAUGAAAACAAAAAAAUCAGCAUUAAAGUAAAACAAUGUUAGCAGUCCGCCUAUUGCCUACCCCUGGUGUAUACACUUAUUCCAAUUCUCAAGUAGAUUUAAAUAAAUACAUUGGCAGAAAUUAUGGUGCUUGAAGGAGUCUAAGCCCAUUCAAAACGUGUAAACAGAUAAAUUAGUCCCCUUCAAAUUACUAAUUACUAAUUACUAAUUUAAUGUGGGCAAAUUUAAAUAAAUAGGCUACAUAUUUCUAUCAAUAUUAGGCAAAUUGCAAUCUGAUUAAUGAUUAAAGAUUACGAUUAAAAUUUAUAGUUGUUAAUCAUAAUAUAAAUUAAUAUAAGAAAUAAUGUCAAUAAAAAAAAUAGAUUAAAUGAUUAAUGUAAUCAUGUAAUCAUAGUAUUAGUAACUGUUAAAAAAUACUUCAAUUUAUAAUUAUGAUUAAUUUUUAAUGAAUAACAACUAUAUUUUGAAAUUAACAUUAUUUUUCAGAUAAUAAUUUUAAAAAAUUAUAGUGACAUCUGUUAGAGGACAUUUCACUGUAAUACCUAUAGACAUUUUAUUCCAUUAUACAGUCAUACUUAUUCAUCUAUAUACUUUUUACUUACUACAGUUAUUUAUAUGUUUAUAUAUUGGGUGUAACUGUAUUAUUUUACAUUUGUACAUAUAACUACAAUAUAAAAAUGUCAAAUAGUCCUGUUACAUCCUGUAUACAAGGCCGUGCUAAGAGAAGGGGAGGAAAGGAAAACUAUCCUAAGGCUCCAUAAAUUUAUGGGGCACCAAAUAUUCAUCAAAAAUUUGUCAUCAAGUGUAAACACUAAACAUAUGAUUAUUGCCUUAUAGUGUCAGUGGCAGUUAAUACAGUACUAUAUGCAUGUAGUUGUGCGAUAAUGAUUAACGAUUACAAAUAUGUAAUCAUGAUUAUUGAUUACUUUGAAAAAUGAUAAAAUGAUUAAUAAGUAAUGUAAUUUAAUAAAUUAAUCGUCAUUGAUUACGUUAAUUAAUUGAUUACACCCAACACUGAUUCCUAUGUUUACAGUUUGUGAACAAACUAUUAUUGUAGUUGCAUUAAUAUUUUAUUUAGAUUGGAAUAUUAUUAAUUAUUUAUUCAAUUUUCACUUUAAUUUAUAUAUUUUAUACUUAUCAGUAUUAAGUUUUAUUUAUUUUAUUAUUAUUAUGGCAUGGUUGUGCUUGAUUUUAAUUUUUGUUUUGUUUGGUUCUCCCUCCUAUGUGCAUGACUCAGCGCUUUCAGGUUCCCACUGAAGUACCUCGGAAGGAUCUGUUCUUCAAUGUGAUUACCAGUGGUAAUAACCGCACUUUGACUCUGGAGGGUGGUGGAGUAAAUGCUACUGUAGUUAUGGCUAACUUGGCUGCUACAAAUGGAAUUAUACACAUUAUUGACCAUAUAUUGGGUAUACCUUCAUCUACUAUCGACCGAAAACUGGCAACUGACCCUUCACUCAAGUAAGUAUUGAACUACCUUUAAUAGAAUAAUUGUCUUGUUAGACAUAUUAUAUUUUAUUCAAUAAUAUGUGUUAUUAUGAGUUACAAUUUUGUAUUUUUGUAUUUUUGUAGUUUUUUUUUUUUUUUUUUUUUUUGGUGAGGGGAAGUGAGGUGGUUAAUAUUAUUUAGCCUUGCAGCAGUCUAAAAUAUUUUGAUUACUGAGAAUUUGAUGAUUAUUGUUUUGCUUGCUAAACAAGCUCCCCCCCCCCCCCCCUUCUGACAUUGUAAUCAAAUAAAUGAUUAAAUCUUAUGUAAACAAUAUUUAUAUUUAUAAUAAUAGUUUGAAAUAUAAAAAAUGAAAAUAAAUAUGAAAUUUUGGGUUUGGUUAAGGGUAUGCAUAAUUAUAGAAAUAUUUUUGAAUUUUACAUUUUAAAUGAUUCAAAGAAAAAUGAAAGCCAUUGAUUUCUAUAGGUAGGUAAUUUCUUUAUUUUUGUAGAGAUUUGAUUUACGAUGGAUUCUUGUAUUCUUUUAGAUUUUAAAAGAUUUGCAUGUAUAAGCUGUUGAUGUCUUGUAGGUCUAACAGGCACACAAAUCUUAAACUUCUUAAUAAUGUUAGGGACGUUUCUCAAGUUAUUUAAAACUUUGUAAAAGAAAAUAAGAUUGCUAAUGGUUUUUUUGGUUUUUAAAGAAGAUACAGCAAUAUUCUGAUGGUUGCGGUUUGUAUCAAUUUGUUUAUAAAUCAUGAAUUUACAAAAAUGGUCUUGUACUUUUUCAUCAUUUGAAUGUCUACAUAGAACACAGGGUUCCAUAUAAUACUGGGGUAUUCUAAAUGAUAACACAUUAAUGAGGUGUAUAAUAUUUUGACUGAUGUAUAGUUGUAGUCAUUAGUAUGUAUUUUUACAAAACCAAACAUUUACUUUGCUUUAUUUAUAAUAUGACAUAUGUAUUUUUUUUAAAUAUAAUUUUAUAAGUAUCUAAGAUGACUCAAAUGUCUUUUAUUAAAUCUGUGUCUAUGAUACUUGUGUUAUUAACAUUAUAGUUAAAAUCAAACACAUACUGAUUAGAUUUUCCCAGGAAUUUCCCGGUGGACCUUUCUCAUGUAGGCCCCCUUGAUUCAUACACAUUUUCCAAUUUCCUUAAACAACCUAUUGUAACUUUAUGAUUUUUUAGGUAGGUAGGUAAAUAAGCUGGAUAGACUGGCAUUUGCAUAUUUAUGAUUUAUGUUUAUUAUAAGUGUGCCUUACUUAAAAAUUUCCCGGUAAAAAAAAUAGAACGCAGUACACAUCUGGUUAAAAUGGACAUACUGUAUUUUUUUUUUAAUGCAAUUUUUUUGCUUUUUGCUAGUUUCACUCCCAUAUCAUUCAUUUUACACCAAUUGGUAAACAUAUUAAUGUUGUGCUGAAGAACAGCUAUCAUCAAGAUUGUUUACAUACAUUAUAAUUUCAUAAUAUCAGCGUUUAAUUCUAUGUUAAAAUUCAAUGGUUUAAAGUAAUUUAUGUAAAGGGAAAAUAAAUAUGCUGAUAAAGUCCACCUUGAAGGCAUCCUGAUCUUGCAUGAAUGGGUUUAGAGAGCAUAUUAUUGAUCUCUACAUAAGUUCAUCUGUCGCUUCAGUAGGAUUUGAACCAAUUUAGUAUAUUGUCAUGUAAACCUAUAGAUUGAAGUUUUCGCAUAAGAAUAUGUGGUUAACUUGAUCAUGUGCUUUGCUUAAAUGAGUCUAUAUAAUGUCUACCUGUUUAUUUUUAAUAAAAACUUUAUUAAUAUUAUUGAGUGAUUUUAAAAUAUAUAUUAUAAUAAUAUUUUAUGAUUAAGGUAGGUAGUACAGUUUAAUAUUUUAAACACUAGUAAUAAUUCACUAUUAAUUUGCAGCGAGACCAACUAUCUCGGACAGGUAUCUGGACUCAACGAACAACUGAGCGAUGUGCAAAAGAGGUUCACUUAUUUUGUGCCCAGAGAUACUGCGUGGAAGAGGCUGUUAAAUGAUAAUCCAUUAGUAUACAAGAAAUUGUUUGAACCCGAGUAUGCAGCUGUAAGUAUAAUUAAACAGUUCUUUCAAUUUCUAGAGGUAUUUUUUUAUUAUCUGCAUUGUUUAUUCAAUUAAUUAAAUAAAUAUUUUAAACAUUGUGAUAUCAGAUUUUUAUUUUAUUUAUUUAUUUAUAUAAUAUUUUACUUAUGUAGGCUCGUCAAGUUUUGGAGCGUCAUUUAAUCAUUGCAGAGAAAGCAUACACAAUGGAAGAUUUCAAAAAUGAAGCUAAAAACAAUUAUAAUUUAUCUGUGAAAAUACCUACUGUGCGUGAUGCUUCGAUGUAUAUUAAAAUCAGAGAUGAUCCUGUUGAAGGUAUUUAUGUUUGCUUUAAUGAGUUUUGUUUUUAAAUAUUUAUAAUUUGUUUUUUAAUUCUAAAAAAUUAAUUUAUCCCUAUUGCCUAUAGUUCUUAUAGACUCUGUAAUGUUUUUUCAGUGUCUUCCAUCACUUUCUUCAUGAAUAAUGGUUUGUCCUAAGUCUUCUUCCUAUCUUUCCAUUAAUUUUCUUUUUAAUUAUUGUAAUUUUCCAAAUGUUAUUUGUUAUUAAAUAUUCAUAUUCUAUACUGACUAUAGCAAAUUUAUUUUUGAAAGAAAUCUCAUCCCUUAUGCUUUCUGUUCAUGCAAUCUCAGGGUUCUUUUCUUUUCAAUUUCAACACCAUAUUCAAUAGACUUCAUUUUAGGUUUUCUUGGUCUUAAGAAAUGUUGACAUUUCUUAUCUGUAUUACACAUCAAUUUUUUAAUAAAAGCUCUCUUAGUGUCUAAACUAAUUCCGUUUGCGGUUAAAAGGUUUCUUUUUUUUCCCAAUAGAAACUUGUUUUGAGUGUGCUAUUCUACUUCUUUUUAGUACACUUCUUUUAUCACUUGUGGCCUUGAUGACUAAAUAUUUAAAUCUAUAAAUUGUUAGAUGCAUCCUGGUAUUCUAGUUUUCCUAGUUAAUUUGUAGGUGGUGUGGUUUUAUUUGGUAUUUUAAUGAAAUUUAAUUUCAAUAAUUAUUUUUAAUUGUUUUAUUUUAGGUUUUUUGAUUGAAUGGCGAAACGAAUGGAUUCGUGUUCAUCGUGCGGACAUCCGUUGUACAAAUGGUUUAAUACAUGUGAUUGAUAAAGUUUUGGUUGAUGAAAAUGAUGUAGAUGUGAAUGCUGGUAUAGUUACCACAUCUGUUACCGUGUUGCUGUUGGUCUUUGCCCAAAGCUUCGUGUUUUAUUAUUUUAACUAGUCAAUUGUUCUCAACAAACAUCUUGUGUGUGGAUUACCCUAAAAUACGUUAAAUGGUCAGUCAUAAGUUUCCCAUCCAGUUGUUUUUAUUAUAUAUAUAUAUAUAUAUAUAUAUAUAUAUAAUAUAAUAUAAAAAUACAUACAUAGGCCCUGCCAAUAAGGUUAAGUUUUUAAAUAUAAUUAUUUUUCCUCAUACAAUACAAGCAUUUUAUCCAAUGAUAAUUAGAUUUCAUUUAAUUGUUUCACAAUUGUUUGUACACAAACAUACUAUGUUGUACGUUUUAAUUCAUAAAUUAUAUUACAGCUUUAUUAUUAUUAUUUUUUAAAUUAUUAUAAGCUUGUGGUUAAAAUUACUGUUAAAUACACACAAACAUUCUCUAACAGACACACACAAAUAUAUAUAUUUAUAUGGUGUGUGCAUAACACUAUGUAACUUAAUUUUUUCUUUAUAUUUGAUAAUCAAUUAUUCUUUUUUUCUAGUGGAUAGUAAUGUAGUUUGUUGGUUUGUGUUAUUCAUUAAAGAGAUUGAAAUUUGAUAACAUUUCAAAUGCAAUCAUUUUGCUUUUUUAAGUAGCACAUUAACUUUGUUCAUACAGAAGCAUCAGUUUGAUAUAAUCAAAUUAUCUACCCAUAACAACUAUUAAUAUAUUCUUUUAUGUAAUGAAUUCUUUUAUCUUCCUUUGAAAAUUAUUAUGUAUGAAUCUCAGUAUAAAAGGAUACGGCUAAUAGUCAAUGCGAUUUAUUAAAAUCAAAAGGACACACAUAGAUGAGCCUGACAGAAAUAUUGAGAAUUCAUAUAUUAAAAGUAUAUAUAUAUAUACAUUCUUUUUUUUAACCAAAAUAUUAAUUUGUAAAUACUAAACAUGGUAUGAUAGUAUUAAAUAAAUAAUUAUAUAAAUUAUGUAUGCCUUAUAAGAUAGUUCAAAGUAAAUAUUUUGUUAUUUGUUAAAUAUUAUUAAAAAAAAAAAAAAAAAAAAGACAAAAUUAGAUUUAUUAACAAUAAUGAAAACCCCAUAAGUUCAUCUUAAUCUUAUUCUAUUGACAUAUUAUUAUAAGUUAUAUAUUUAUACGUGUGUAAAUUAUAAUUUGAGAAUUAUUUAAUAGGUGAAUUAAUAUAUUAUAAUAGAAAAUAAUCUUGUUGAUUUUAUACACAAAGUUUACGAAAAUAUAUUAAUCUCGUCCUUUCAUAUAAUAAUAAUAAUAAUAAUAAUAUUAUAUUAUAAAUUAUAAUUUAUUACAACAAUAAUUAAUUAUUUAACCUAUAUUCAGUGAAAACUGACAAUACUAGUGUGUUGAUGCUUGGUGUCAAAUUAUAUUUAUUUUUUACUGUUCAAGUUGAAAUAUUGUAAAACA